Messenger RNA from Pelobates cultripes (western spadefoot toad), 59047 nucleotides. The record is from the annotation of a GenBank genome assembly. Lineage: Eukaryota; Metazoa; Chordata; Amphibia; Anura; Pelobatidae.
CCUAACCCCAGUGAGUGUAGCUGAGGAGAGUGUGAGCAUGCUUGGAAGCCCAGCCCAAGUGAAUGACUGCAGGGGAGGGGAGUGCAUGCUAUCAAUCCUAACUCCACUGAGGGUGGGAGAGAGUUUGAGCAUGCUCCGUGCUAGGAAGGAAGAGGAGGAGCUGGGCUGUGCUGGAGUCAUCAGCCGGUGACAGAAGGAGACAAACUCAUAGAUGAGGGAGCGGCUCUCACUCUCUGUGACUCCUAGCCCUCAGAACCUUGCGAUAUAUUCUACUAGCUCUCAGCUCUCGGUGAUAUACUCUACCAGCUCUGUGAACCCGCUGAUAUACUCUACCAGCUCUGUGAACCCGCUGAUAUACUCUACCAGCUCUGUGAACCCGCUGAUAUACUCUACCAGCUCUGUGAACCCGCUGAUAUACUCUACCAGCUCUGUGAACCCGCUGAUAUACUCUACCAGCUCUGUGAACCCGCUGAUAUACUCUGUGAACCCGCUGAUAUACUCUCAGAACCCGCUGAUAUACUCUACCAGCUCUGUGAACCCGCUGAUAUACUCUACCAGCUCUGUGAACCCGCUGAUAUACUCUACCAGCUCUGUGAACCCGCUGAUAUACUCUACCAGCUCUGUGAACCCGCUGAUAUACUCUACCAGCUCUGUGAACCCGCUGAUAUACUCCAGCUCCUGGACGCAGGAUGACUGUCGGCAGGAAGCUAUUCCCUUUGCUUGUUUUACUGCUGCUCACUGAGAAGGUGAGUGUGAGCUCCUGGGGAGAGAGUCUGUGUGAGCUUUAACUUAUUGAGUGAUAGAUACGGUGACUGCUGGCACCGCUAUGGCUUUGGGUGACAUAUUGCUUUUCUUAUAGAACUGAAUUAAAAAAAAAAAAAAAAAUUCUCCUAAGUGUGUAUAGAUAAAUUGGGAUUCUACUGACAGUGUGCGUCCUGCAUCACUCAGCCCAUGAUAUAUACACACACACUCAUUCAUCAUUAAGUAUGUCACAAAUUCAUACAGUAACUCUUGGACUCGUAUGCUUACAGGACGUGAAUAUAAUAACUAGCACAUGGUAUAUUGUCAGUAAGAAGAAAUCCAGAGUUAUUCCCAAGAUAUGACUGGCUGCUGGACUUGGCUGUCCUUGGUUAACUGAUGGCUGCUGGCUCCUUCAGACAGGAUAGAUACCGUAAUUAUGGGAUAAAGAUGUGAUGAGAGAGAGCAUUGAGUUAUACAACUAUUACUACAGGGAGAAUAGACUGUAAAGCACUGCUCUAGUAAUCAGCAAAUCAGAGGUUGUAGGGUUGUAAUAGACCUGUCCUGUCACUUAUUUCAUUUUUUUUACCAAAAAUGUUAAUAUUUACUAUUAUAUCUGUAAAGAGAUAUUUACUUUUUUUGGGGGAUAUGCUAGUGCUGUGUGUGUAUAUCUAUCUAUAUUUUACUUGAUCUACCUGGUUGGUGUUUUUUUCUUCAGUGGGAAGGUGCUGCAUUGUAUGGUGACAGAGUAAACAGGUAGUGACAUAAUGGUGACAUAAUAAACAGGUAGUAAUGUAUGGAUCACCUCUGUGCAGUCUGGGGGGCUUAACUUCUGGCAGAAUGGGACAUGUAUAUCCUGGUGCUGCCUGAGGUUUGUUGGACAUCAGGCAGGUGAAAUACUGCUGGAUACUGUAACACUCAAUAAUCUUGUGCAGUACUGAGACUUGUACAUGUUCACAUAAAUCAAUUAUUCCAGAGCUCAUAGUAUGGCGACUUCACAUGAUUGAUGAGCACCAAGACACCUGGAAGUAAUUCCUGUUUGACUUGGCAAGUCCUGAUCUGGGUCAUUUUUAGGGAAAUGGGUCAGACACGUUUUAACAAAUAUAUUAUUAUUCAAUAUACUUAUUCAGAAACUGCCAGGAUAUAUAAUCUAGCAUAAAAUGUGUACAAUUAAUAAAAUGUUCUGUUUCUGUAAACUGCUGUAUGAACCAGUGUUGGACCUGAACUCAAAUAAUCCAUUGCAGUCUACAAUCUCUCUCUUACACUUUUUUACCUUCACAUUUUUCCAUCCUGCCUCAUUUCUUUCUUAAACUUGCCAUGUCACAUUUCUUCCCCAUGCACUAUGACCACUACAGUGAUUUGAAGUGGUCAUGGUGCCUGGAGUCUGUAUGUCCAAUAACUGGCUGGUGGGAUCAACAUCCAGCUUCUGCAACUCUACUAAAGCGGGUUGUUGUCACAGCCAAGAGGAAAGAAACCUCUGUUCCCGUCAGGAACCAGGUAAGAUGGCAAACCGUUGCCAAAUCAUUUGCGCCAUUACUAGGGAAUGGUAGCAGCUUGCUCCUACGUUCAAAACUAUCACAGGGCUGUAGUCAUUAAGAGGCAUAAUUGUGUACAUGUGACUCUCUAGCACAGAGGUUUCUCAAUGAGAGGCCUCUGAUCGCAGUAUUCCCUGGCAGAAACUGAAGAUUUGUGCAGAGAUAAACAGGGAGGGUUUGCAAAGGCUGCAGACAGCAAGUAUGUAUUUUUUUGCAAGGUUUUUUUAUGCAUCACCAAAGAACACCCAAAAAAAAAAAAAAAAAAUGCAUGACUCGGGCACCAUCUAUCCAGGGGAUGGUUGUCUGCGAUAAAUUACCCACCCAAAUAAAGACUCAACACAAGUUUGUAGUUUGAAGAGGCCACAACUUUUAUUUCUAAUACACAUUGUGACAAAAUAUCCUUAAAAAUGCAAAACACAUGUUUCUUAAUAUUUUAAUAUAAAAAUGCAUAACCAAUUUAUUUAAAAAUAUAUUAACUUAAAUAACAUUAAUAACUUUAAGAGCAUAGCGAGCUCCCGCUAGAAUUGGCCUAGGCGCAUACGCAACAGUAUAUUAUGAUUUAAUAACCUGUAGCAAUAAUCCUAGCACAGUGGUGCCAUUAACCAGAUAAUUCCUCAGGGUCCAUGAGAAGACUACAGUGCACUUAAAUUAGCCCUCCAUGUGAGGGAUACGACAUGCUCUCAUGACAAUUCACUUGCGAAACUACACCAAUGUUCAAUUAACCAUGCACAUAUUGGGAGGGAGGGAGGGCGGGAAAUAAUAGGUACAUUUUUUUUUUUGGGGGGAAAGUGACUUGCCAUGAAGGGACCUGGUUUAAGUAGAGUUCUUAGCCACUAACACAUUGGCUCUCCAACAUGUCACUCUGGGCAGCCUGUCACUCAAAGCUGUUGUUUACCAAAAACCCAUUCAUUUAACUAAAUAUCAAAACCCCUUCUCCAAAUCUGGGCCUAUUAAUGUAGCCCUUACUGUUUAUUAUUUAAAAUCUAGGCCUUUACUUGUUUGUGGCUAUAUCUAAUAAAUUGUUAAAUGGCUUGUUCCUUUAAGCAGUUUAUGUAAGCAGAUUUCUGAUGUCACUCUGUGGUCAGAGCUCUGUGCUGUGAUCAUCUGCAGACAUAGACCAUCAUCCUUGGUAUCUUGAAUAGUCUAGUGCUACUGAAUGUAUCAGAACCCUGUGUAAUUCCUGGGGAGCAGCUCUAUUAGAUAUUUUAAGAUUACAUGAAGGAGCAGCGUGCGUCAGCAGAAGAACACACACCAAGUGCUUCUUCUACCCAAAUUGAGGCUGAGCAUUGGUGAUUAUAUAAUGCUACAAGCCAGUUCCUACCUUGAAGUUACUACAUGAGGCUGUUGGUAAAUGGCUGACUCCAUUAAAUAAUUACCAUCAAUAAUCAGUCAGGGAAGAGUGGAGAUUGCCUCCCAAGUGUUUCAAAGAAUAGUGGCCAUGAACCUAGGAAUUCGGCAAAUAAAUGAAAAUGGACCAUGAGGCACAUCAUCACAGAAUGAUAUGUAUAUAUACAUUUCAGAUCAGCACUUAUGACUAUGAAUAAAAUAUUCCUAAUUCAUAUAAUCCAGAUUAUCACUAACCCGUGAGUGGUUUACAACGAUCUUGAAACUAUAAUUUGUAACAAAUUUGAAGAGAAAAUGUAUCCAUUUGUGGUUUAAAUUUUAUUUUGAACAAAGACACAAAAAAUACAUCAUCACAGGACAUGUAUAUAUUCCAUCGCUGCUUGCUUCUUUAAAAUAAUUAUUGUAUUCUUCCAAAGUAGUUAAAGAUCCAGACAAACUGCAGCAUAAACAGGCUCCCAGCCCAAGUCUUCAAGUUGUGUUUAAUGCUUAAUUAGCACUUCCUCAAAUGUAUUUUGUCCAAUGCAGUUGAUAUAGAGUUUUGUGCCUCUUAGUUAGAUUUCUUUCAAACAGUUAGAUUUUUAUUUUUUUUAGUACUCAUUUUCUACCUGUAUGUAGGUAGUGUAACACCUGAAACCUCUGAAAGGUACGUUCCCUUUUUCUAGCUUCUUAUUUUUUUUUCAUUAGGCAGAAAAAGGAAAUAGUGACAGUAGAAGUACUUCUGAAUAAAGUGGCACUAUCAUCCCACCCUGAAAAAAUAGUAUUUUAUUAAGAUAGAAAUACUCAUAUUGACAUUGUCUCAGUAUUGCUACUACAUCUGACACUUCUAGACACUGGGCAGAACUACCGCCAUCUACAAGUGUCAAUUCCCCCAGUUGUCACCAGUGACGGCUGCAGGAAAUUGGCUUUAUCUAUGGAAGAUUUGGUGGCCUUACGGGAUCCUCCAUAGACCUCAAUGCUGUACUCUCGUGCAUGUAUGAGAGUACAGCAGUAACAUCUGCUUCUGGUGCUGAAGUAGACCCGCUAGUAGAAGAUGGCGGCGUCCUCAACGAACAGGUUCAGGUAAGGAAUGCCCUGCCCUGUACCCCUCCUCCUGAGGCCACCGACUAGUUUAACUUCUCAUUCUGUGUACAGGUUAUUGUACCUUUCUUUCCACCAAAUGUUUGCCAGUAUACAUUUAUUCCAUAUAAAGAUCCAACCUUAAUAAAACUAUUCAACUUGGUUAAUAAUAAAAUGUAGUUAUUGCAGUUCUUGCAAAACAUGCCUUUUUUGGAAGUUUUUAAAGGAACACUGUAGUCACCAGAACAACUACAGCUUAUUGAAUUUGUUCUGGUGAGGAGAAUCCUUACCUACAGGCUUUUUGCUGUAAACACUCUUUUCAGAGAAAAUGCAGUGUUUACAUUACAGCCUAGUGAUAACUUCACUGGCCACUCCUCAGAUGGCUGUUAGAGAUCCUUCCUGGGUCAUGGCUGCUUAAAAUGCAUCCAAACAUUCAGUGUCUCCUCCCUCUGCAUGUAGACACUGAACUUUCCUCAUAGAAAUUCAUUGGUUCAAUGUAUCUCUAUGAGGAGAUGCUGAUCGGCCAGGCCUGUGUUUGAAUUGUGCUGGCUCUGCCCCGUAUAUGCCUAUUUGUCAGUCUCUGCCAAUCCUAUGGGGAUGCACUGUGAUUGCCUCAGAACACCACUUCUGAUAAUGGCAGUGGGCAGGUCUAAUGGAAACAGGGACAAAGCCAGCAGCUCCAGACUUGAAUACAAGUAAGAUUUUACUAUUUUAGGGAAGCAUGAGGGGACCAGGGUGGCUAGAUGGUGCUUUUAAUCCUAUAGGGUCAGGAUCAGGUAUAGUGCUCCUUAAACAAACAGUAAAGCGUUAAGAAUAAAAUACAUUUAGAUUCAGAGACCACCCACCAAACUGACUUGAGAAAAUUAGGGGAAAAAGAAGUGGCAUCCCUUACUUGAUUUUCCAUCAACGAGAGUCCAUGCAGCGAUCUGCUCCUCCUCUGACGUCAUGCAGACUCUUUUUCUCAAGAGCCACACUUCUCCAAUCAAAUGCUCUUUGUGAGAAGCAUAUUAGAAGAUUAGCCGUGAGAAUGGAGUUUGAUUCGGUUCUCACCGCAUUACUCUAGUGACGGUCAGGAGGACUCCCACAAAAGCUGUUUAACCUUGCGAUCAGAAUAUUGGUGUAUCUACUAAAUGGCAAUGUUUUAGAUUGCAGGGGUUAAAACUAAACUGCCACUGCACCCAGACCACUUCAUAGAUAUGUCCAGGAGCCUAUAAGAAUUUGUAUUGUUUCAUGUUUAAAAUGGGUUACACUCCAUAAUGUGUUUUAGGAUUAAAUGCAUUCUACAGAUAAUACCUUGAAAAUCCAUAGGAAAAUUAGAUAACACCUUCAAAUCUCCAGUUAUUUUUACAAAUCUUAAUAAUUUGCAACUUUUUGCCCAUACUUGGUUAGUGGCUGUCUUAGUCAUUAUAUAUAUAUAUAUAUAUAUAUAUAUAUAUAUAUAUAUAUAUAUAUAUAUAUAUAUAUAUAUAUAUAUAUAUAUAUAUAUAUAUAUAUAUUAUUUAUUUUUAAAUGGGAACUGAAAUUAUUGUAAGAAUGUAUGCGCUAUGUAUCUCAAGCCUCCACAGGAGCUCAAUUUAUUAGAAAAAGUUAAUGAAACAAAUGCCAAAACUGACAGGAGCUCAUUGCAACAUAACUAGGCUGUUAUGUCCAUGUUUGUCCUCUUCCUUUUGAUUUAAAAGUGUAGCGGUUUAUUAAUAUUGUUGCUGCUAUAGAACCUCCUCACACUAGUACUGGGGUGGGGGGGGGUGCAGCUAUGGUUCCUCUUGGCAUUAAAAGUAGUUGUAUGACGUGCACCCAUAAGCCAGACACACGAAAAGACUCCCUUCCUUUUUUUUUUUUUAAGCUUUGUCAUUGUUCUGAGGGAGUCUUUACUGCUCAGCUUUUGUUAGCAAUUUAAGCCAUUGAAACAAACAUAUGGUCGAGUACAUACUUAAAGGGACACUCCAGGCACCCAGACCACUUCUGCCCAUUCGAGUGGUCUGGGUGCCAACUCCCACUACCCUUAACCCUGCAAGUGUAAUUAUUGCAGUUUUCAUAAAUUGCAAUAUUUACACUGCAGGGUUAACGCCUCCUCUAGUGGCUGUCUACUAGACAGCCACUAGAGGGCACUUCCUGGUUCAUAGCACAGAUUUUCUGUUCUAUAGCGUCGCUGGACGUCCUCACGCUAUGUGAGGACCUCCAGCGUCGCUGAAACCCCCAUAGGAAAGCAUUGAAAGCAUUUUUCAAUGCUUUCCUAUGGGGAGGUCUAAUGCGCGUGCACGGCAUUGCCGCGCAUGCGCAUUAGGUCUCACCCCGCCGGCGGCCGCGCGUGCACAAUCGGUCUCCCCCGCCAGAUGACGUCGGCGGACCCUGGAUUAUCGCCGAGGGACAUCGUUGCUGGACUCUGGUAGGUCACUGAAGGGGUCGGCACUGGAGUGUCCUUUUAACUAAUUUAGAUCCCAUUUCUCCAGGGAAAAAGUCCUAAUAAAAAUGGAAUAAAGACCAAGAAGGCAGAUGUUGAACCUUAUGCAAAUAUCUUUAGAUGUUAUCACGGUGUUCAGCAAUAACAGUGUUAAAGUAACACUGUAGGGUCAGGAACACAAAUGUAUUCCUGACCCUAUAGUGUUAAAACACUAUCUAGCCCCCCCUAAUAUCUUACUUUUAUACCAGUCUGCUGCUGCUGGCUCUGGCCCUGAUCUCCCUGCUUGGCUGACAUUAUCAGAAGUGAUGAUCACAAUACUUUUCCAUGGAAUACAAGCCAGCACUAGCCAAUCAGCAUCUCCUCAUAGAGAUGCAGUGAAUUAAUAGAAACAUAGAAUGUGACGCAGAUGAGAACCAUUUGGCUCAUCUAGUCUGCCCAAUAUUCUAAAUACUUUCAUUAGUCCCUGGCCUUAUCUUCUGUCUAGGAUAGCCUUAUGCCUUUCCCACACAUGCUUAAACUCCUCCACUCAUCUCUAUGCGGAAAGUUCAGAGGAGUUGGUGGAGACACUGCGGUCACACUGUGCAGCACUGCCCCAGGAAGCAUCUCUAGUAGACAUCUGAGGAGUGGCCAGUGAAGACAUCCCUAGGCUGUAAUGUAAACACUGCCUUUUCUCUGAAAAUACAGUGUUUACUUCAAAAAGCUUGAAUGGACUGAUUCCACUCCUCAACAAAUACUACAAGCUGUAGGUGUUCUGGUGAUGGUAGUGUCCCUUUAAGAUGUAUGGUAUGUGUUUUCCGAUGCACACAUAAAGAAUUGAAGAGAAAAAAAAAAAAUUAUUUAGAUUGUCUCUGAAAUUAAAGUAAAUGCUCUUAGUUUGUUCUUAUACUAAAAUAGUUUUUAACCAUUGUAUUUUACAUGUUUAGUUCUGUCUGCUAAUUUUGUUGUCUUGAAAGAUGCAACACAGCCUCUCACGCUUCCAGUAACUGAAUCUAGUCAUCUCAGCUGACUGUCAUGUGCCCAGCAGUGAAUGCUGACUAUUGACAUGUGGAAGUCGAUUGAACACAGUGCUUUUGUGCACAGUCACUUCUUUCUGAAUGCUGAUGGCAUAAUUUGUUUGGGAGAAUUAUCUGCCCUUUUUGGAACUUUGAUAUUCUGCUUUUAAAACAGGAAUAGGGAAUGUACAAGCACUUUUAAAUUUUUUUUUGUAAAUUAGAAUUUUAUAAAUAAGCAAAUACCAUAAAAGGACUCUGUAGUGGAGCUCCUAUACCCCGGCUGGGUAUCUCUGCUGAAAUAUCCCUCAAGCUGGAAGAAAGAGCUGAAUAGUGUUAUAGCCCUUAUUCCCCCACUUGAUGACGACACUUGAUGUUAGGACAGUGACAAACUUUAUUGGGACAAUGCAACCUUUUAUACACAGACCCCCGGCAGGAGGUUUUCAUUGUGGACAUCCCUAGUGUCUUGGUGUUUGGGAGACGCCCAUCUUUAUCUCCUGGAUACAGAGAAGCCCAAAAAACUGAGAACUAUACCGAACAUUCACAUGGACAUUGUUGGAAAGGUCUGAUCCGAGCACUCAUUCUGGCAAAAGAGCACUCGCAUCCAUAAGGAAUUGGGGAAACGCCACCAGAAUAAAGCUUGGACAGGCCGCUGAAUCAUGGCCGAAAUUAGUUCCACAAGUUCAGUGCCAAUGGGGGGGUCAUUUUAUGGUAGCUCCCCCUGGCUUUCAGGGAGCGAUUGAAGACCUAUCGGGUUACUCCGGUUUCCUGGAGCUGUCUGCAGACAGGGUGGGGAAGAGUGCUUGGAUGUAGUAAAGGGAGGGAAGGUAGAGAAAGCCAGUGUUAGUGUCAUAGACUCUUGGAAGCAUUUUAUGGUCCCAAGGCAGGUACUGCCACUGACACGCAGGUCCCCUGAAGUUACCGUAAUUUGUAAAAAAAUUUAACCCCUUAAAGGGACACUAUAGUCACCUGAACAACUUUAGCUUAAUGAAGCAGUUUUGGUGUAUAGAACAUGCCCCUGCAGCCUCACUGCUCAAUCCUCUGCCAUUUAGGAGGUAAAUCCCUUUGUUUAUGAACCCUAGUCACACCUCCCUUCAUAUGACUUGCACAGCCUUCCAUAAACACUUCCUGUAAAGAGAGCCCUAUUUAGGCUUUCUUUAUUGCAAGUUCUGUUUAAUUAAGAUUUUCUUAUCCCCUCCUAUGUUAAUAACUUGCUAGACCCUGCAAGAACCUCCUGUAUGUGAUUAAAGUUCAAUUUAGAGAUUGAGAAACCAUUAUUUAACUGUUUGAAAGUGAAACCAUUUUUUUUUUUCUUUCUUCAUGCAGGCUCUGUCAAUCAUAGCCAGGGGAGGUGUGGCUAGGGCUGCAUAAACAGAAACAAAGUGAUUUAACUCCUAAAUGACAGUGAAUUGAGCAGUGACAUUGCAGGGGAAUGAUCUAUACACUAAAACUGCUUUAUUUAGCUAAAGUAAUUAAGGUGACUAUAGUGUUCCUUUAAGGACACAUGACAUGUGACAUUUCAUGAUUCCCUUUUAGUCCAGAAGUUUGGUCCUUAAGGGGUUAAAGCAACGCAGGGCUAAAAUAAAAAACAAACAAAAAAAAAAUAUCAAAGCAGUCUAAACAAAACUAAAAUAGAAUCAUAGGGUAAAUCUGUUAAACCAUGUGAUAAUAUAUAACAUCCUGGGGCCAUAUAGAAGCUGAAGUAAAAUCAAUGUACAUACAUCUAUUGACCAAAACAUCUCCCCUGUUCUCGGAGCAAUCACUUUUUUUUUUUUAAAUCUUUCUUUAUUCACAGGCCAGAUAGUAUACAAUACACUGGUAUGAAAAGAGAAGUCAAAACAAAGAACAAGAACACAGAUAUGCAUAAAGAUAUGAUAUAUCAUUGGGGGCUGUUUUUUUUUUUCUUUUCUUUUUUUUUUCUUGCGUAUAAUAAGUGAAGCGUCUAAACGAGAUGUUACCUAUGUCUUUAUGGAACAUAGACGAUAAUAAAAUAAGUAGCUGAAGGCAAGGAGCAUCUGAUGUCUUCGAAAGAGUGUAAGUAAAAUCAAAAGGUCGAAACCUUAAUUCAGGCUAUAGAGGCCAAAUCCCCCUCAUAACAAUAUGUAGAUUAAAAUACGAAAACAACUUAUAGGUGAGUGGGGGGUUGAUUAUGGUGUAAUAAGGGCUAUCAGUCGAUGCAAAGUCAGGUGUACUACAGAACAUUGUAUAUUUGCUAAAUGCCAAUUACAAAAAAUCAUAAAUAAUAAAUGCAGAAACAAUCACCAGAGAACAUAAGCAAAAUAAUAAAGUAAUGGACUGCAGGGUGGGUCACGGGAGAGUCAAGGCAUCAGGGCUACAGAGAGAUCUCCCCAGCGGGCCGCCGGCACAAACGGUCGAACCCUCUCAGGAUCCCAUGCUGCUGAAGUUGAUGGAGGUGUUUGGGUAGGUGACUCUGCUGUAUAAGUCCAAACUCUAGGAGGGUAUCAGCCUUUACCCCAAAAAAAAUGAAAAUAAAAGAGGGGGGGAAAAACCUAGGUAUUUAGUUAUAGACUGUGGCACUUUAUUAGACAUUCGGAUCCUGUAGUUAAGUAGGCCCCAGGUAACAUGCCUGGAGACUAAGGUACUUUCAGACCCGUUUCCUUAUAUCCAUUGUUUGGUCUGUGGGCUUCGGAGUUGCUCUGAUUUUAUUAUUUGGGUCAAUAUUAUUGACUCCGGGCUGACUACUAUAAUUUGUGACUAAUAGAGAAGUUGUUAAGGGUAGUACUGUAGGUCCCAGACGAUACUUCCGGUGACCGAAGUAUUUAUAGUUCACCUCUUUAAUUCAUUAGUCUUGAUGAUCCAAGCAAGCCAAUUGAUAUUUAGCUGACUGCUAUUAUUAGUGACUAACAGGGAAGCUGUUUGGUGUAGUAUGGCAGGUCCCGGAAUGCACUCCUGGUGCCUGAGGCAUUUAUUACACACCCCUUUUUAAUUUUGAUAAUCUAAACUAGCUAAUUUGGGACUUCUAAAAGGAAGAGUCUGCCAUUAGAACACAGUAAUUAUUUAAGAACACCACAAUAUCCAAAAAGGUUAUGGUGGGGAAAAAUUGUGAUUGAAAACCCCUUCCACCUGAAGUCUGUGGAAAGUUAAUACAAUGUUAAAAAUCUGUCAAGCCAUAAGACUUGCGUUUCCCACAGAAAAGGAUUCUGGGUGGGAAUAUGCAAAUGGCUUUAACAAAGAAUCACAUUUUUGCCUAAUUCCAUUUUAAACAUGGAUAUAUAUAUAUAUAUAUAUAUAUAUAUAUAUAUAUAUAUAUAAUGUGUGUGUGUAAACCUAGAUGCCAUAUGAGGGUUAGAAUAGCAAUAUUUCUUUGAGGUAUGUGGAGUCAUUUUAUCCAGUUUAUGGGUAUAAUGUUGAACACAUAAUUACACAAGUCUGUACUGCCUUUGUGGUAAUAAAAGGUCUCCCCUCUUUUCAAAUGUUAGAAGUGACCUCCGUAUUAGAAAGUAGAAAGUGUCUCCCGAUUCAAUAGCUUUAUUUUAAAUGAAGGGCUGUAAUAUUAGAAGGGAUUGGAAAUGAUUGAUGGGAUAUUUUGUAAAUACUUUGUUUCUGUCCUUUGUAUCUAAUACUUAAUGUACACUAAACCUUCUGACUCUGCAGGUACAGAGUCUGAACAUCACUAUAAACAUUCAUCUAUUUCAUUCUUUUUUUUAUAUUUUAAGGGAUCAUUUUUUGCAUAAUUAUUUCCUUAAAAAAACAAGCAAAAAUCCCUUGCAUUUUGUAAUUCUAUAUUUUUUUUUAGUAGAGAUAUAGAACUAGGCCAGUUCACUGGAGUAUGUUUUGUAAUUACAAUGUGCUGAUUUUGAAGGUUAUUGCCCUCACCCACAAGGCCAGAGUUUCCAGAUAACCUUGAUCAUGUGUAUCAUUAAAGCACUUGUUUACAUUCCAUUUGCAAGCUAAUGACCAAGUUGGUUUGUACUGCGUCACAGUCUGUGAAACGCUGCGAGGAGCCAGUCCUUGAUCUUUGACUGUGAACCAAAUCUUCUAAAAUAAUAAUAUACGUUAUAUGGCUUAGGCUAUCGCCACUCUAAUUUUCCAUUUGAAUGGUGUAAGUUCGUUUUCUGCUGGUAAUAAACAAUGUCUGCAACAGUGUGGGAUGAAUGAGGCCUCUGUGCUACUUCCCUUGGAUCGCUGCGCCCCCAUCUAUUUAGUAGGUCAUAGACAUGCUCGCCUUUCACAUUUUUUCUACAUUUGGAAAUGGUCAUCAUCUCGUAACUGCUUUUGUUUUUGUAUUUUGAACAAUACUUGUUUCGUCAAACAUGAGUUAUAUGGUUUAAAGGCAAAAUUCAAUGGUUUAUUUUGUGUAUUCGCGUAUUAUGAUGAGAUUUAUUGUACGUUCCAAUUUCAAGCGUAUUGCGUUCCAGCUUUAAAAUAAAACAAACUAUGAAAAGCCCCCAAAAAUAACAAAUUGGUUUACUAACUGGGUUAGUGAGUUUGAGGUCAGUGAAUUAUUCUCAUGUCACUUGUUAUGUUGUUGUCUUCAACAGGAAAUAUUUGCCAUGAAAUAUCACAAACCAAUCAGGAACACAUGUGCAUUUUGUUUUCUUUUUUUCCGUGAUAGAUGCAAUCACUUUUAAACGGAAUCGUUUUUUUUUACCCUACCCUACCCUAAGUUGGUAACAGACUUUUAUCAAACUGUAGCAAACAUCUGUGCCAAAAUGAUCUGAUAACAUAACCGUGAGCCAAACCAAAGUCUGCAGACUCUAGUAACCAUGCAAAUGAUUAAAACUUGCUAAUUUUAAUGGAAAAAUUUAUAUUUGCCCUCUGCCUCACUCCUAAUGAGGGGGUGUAGAUGAUCUGGUAGUGUGAAGUGAAAGACUUCCCUGGAAAGUUAUACUUAGAUUGGAGACUGUGUGAAUUACCUACAGGUAUUUAUAAAAAAUAUGAUUUGAAAAGUGAUGCAAAAUUGUAAAAGUGGAGUAAUCACCAUUGGAAUGUACUUGAUUUUACUGGUUUCUAUGGUUACUUUUCAGAACAUGACAAGUAUCCUCCAGAAUAUCUCUCUGGGCCACAGCUAGAUCUCCCCCAGAUUGCCAGCAAGUGGUCUGCCAAUCUGAGUGUAAGCAGAAAGCAUUGCGUUGCUCUGGGUUGUCUUAGAGCAGCUUGUUGAACCAAAGCUCACGUCUGUGCUGCUAGGAAGCUCAUUAAAGUACAGUCCCACUGCCUUAUCUGACAGCUACUCUUUGCAGUAAUGUGUAAUAUUUGUAUUUAUAAAGCUCCAAUGGAGGGUACAUUUGGCUUUUUGCUGUAAAGUUUUCUCCCUUUUUUACAUAGCACGAUCAAAUUCUGCACCGCUAAACACUAUUGGCAAAAAGGUAUUGAGAAACCCAACUGGCCCAGACAGAUUUACAGUAGAUUCCAUUUGUUCUGCUUACACUCUUACAAUUUAGAGGCAUUUGAUUUAAGGUAUUAGGGGCCACUUUUAAAUGUAUUUAUGUCCUAUUCUCUCUUAAAGUUCCGUACAGGGUCUGAGAUAUUUUCAUUGAAGCUGAAUUACUAAAAUUGUCACAUACAGUAGACAUGUAAAUUAUAGGUGUGUAUAUAAAAUAAGCAUGGAAAAAGUAAAGCCACUAUUACAAGGGUCUAACUGCUCUAAGCGUCCCUAAAAACAGUUUCAUUGGGUAGCAAGGAUAAAAAACAAACAAAAAAACUCUGGAAAUUCAAUUAGAAAAAAAAGUAUACCUUUCUAAAUAAAGUCUCCCUUUUUAUAUUAGCUUAAAAAGUUAAAAAUUAAAAAGUAUAUUUUAAGAAUGCAGCUUUAUGAAAAUGUAGAAAGUUAGUGCAAAGGUAUAAUACAUUACUACCUACUUCUAAGCUGGCAGGCUGGCAUAUUUCAUACAAAGGCAAAUACUCUUCAUUAUUAUUAUUAUUAUUAUUAUUAUGUUAUUAUUUAUAUAGCGCCAACAAAUUCCAUAGCGCUGUACAAUGGGUGGACUAACAGACACAUAAUUGAGAUCAGACCACUGACGUACAGGAACAGAGGGGGUUGAGGACCCUGCUCAAUGAGCUUACAUGCUAGAGGCAUGAAUCAGAUAAACUUUGUUUCAUUAACAAUUCUAGGCAGACAUGUUAAAGAUUCUGGUACUUAAUGGGACACUAUAGGCAGCAAAACAACUACAGCUUUUUGCAGUUGUUCUGGUGAGUAUAUUCAGUUCUUGCAGGCAUUUUGCUGUAAACACUGCCUUUUCCGAGGAAAGGCAGUGUUUACAUUGCUUCCUAAGGACACCUCCAGUGGCAGUCACUCAGACCACCACUAGACGCACUUCCUGGGGAAGUGCUGCACAGUGUGCAGAACGGACAUUCAGGGUCUCCACCCUCUGCAUGGAGACACUGAACUUUCCUCAUAGAGAUGCAUUGAUUCAGUGCAUCUCUACGAGGAGAUGCUGAUUGGCUCUGCACCCACCCCGCCUCCUUCGAGAUCAUCAGAAUUGCCAAUCCAAUGCUUUCCUAUGGGAAAAUAUGAAAAGAAUAUCAGAACAUGCAUGUGAUCAUAGGCCAUUUCUCAGAUGCAUAUAUUAGCAUAAUUAAGUGAUGUCAUGCAGGUAAAAGUGUGGGUUAUGGAAUGAGGAGCCAUUGGGAGGUGACAGUGUUUGUUAAUCAUUAUAAAUGUUAUAUUUACCAGCGUAAGUAAUAUUGUCACAAUACGAUACUAUUUUAAAUGUCAGUCAUUCUCCCCUUUGGCUUCCAUUUUCAGGCUGUAAUGUUCUGCCAUGUAAUUAACAUAAUUUAUAGUAAUGUGCUAGUUUGCCUUUAACAAAGAACACUUUGUGUUGUGUAUUUUAGUGCAUGGAAGCCUAAGAAACGGCAUUAAUUACGCCUUAAACACAAAGACAAUCUCAUUGUGAAGAGCGUUCCUUCUCGUUAGAGCAGAACAGAGAAAGAAGAGCUUAAAAGUGUUACUUCUGCUUUUUAGUGUUCUUUCAGGGGACCUGAUAGACGUAAAUAACAUUAGUUUUAAUUGAAGAUAAAAAUUAUUUCUGUGAUAUUUUUUGUGAUAUUACUUGAAACGUGAAUACAAAUGUCAAGCUUUAAGGGGCCAAAGUGGCGUUGCUGUUCACAGUCACAAACUUGCAUGGCGGGCAUUGGGCAGACUUGAGUGUUUAUUAUUUGAAGCAAAUUCAUAUCUCAGGGCUUUGAUUUAUCAAUACAGCCAUGAAGUAUACAUUUAUAUUAUCUGCUGUCUGUAGAGUAAGGCAUAUUAAUAAGAAAAAGUGAAGUUCUGGUUGCUGAGUUUUAUUUGGGAUAAAGAGUAUUGUGGCUUUCAUUUUCAUACACCAUCUCAUUAGUAAAUAUCUCCUGACUGUGCUUUAGAGGUCUGUGACAAGUUGUGUAAUGUGUAUGAAUGCCUGGGUUCAUCUUUAAAGGGACACUAUAGUCUCCAGAACAACUAGAGCUUAUUCAAUUUGUUCUGGUGAGUAGAAUCAUUACCUUCAGGCCUUUUGCUGUAAACACUGUCUUUUCAGAGAAAAUGCAGUGUUUACAUUACAGCCUAGUGAUAACUCCACUGGCCACUCCUCAGAUGGCUGUUAGAGAUCCUUCCUGGGUCAUGGCACCCAAACAUUCAGUAUCACCUCCCUCUGCAUGCAGACACUGAACUUUCCUCAUAGAGAUUCAUUUAUUCAAUGUAUCUCUAUAAGGAGAUGCUGAUUGGCCAGGGCUGUGUUUGAAUCAUGGUGGAUCUGCCCCUGAUCUGCCUCGUUGUCAAUCUCCGCCAAUCCUAUGGGGAAGCAUUGUGAUUGGAUCAGGCUACCACUUCUGAUGAUGUCAGCAGACUGCUUGUUUUUCUGAGGCAAACCGUAUGCAGAGUUACAGCUUCAGGAUUGAAUACGGGACCUGCCUGACAACCCAUGCCGAGAGUAAAGGGAAUUUAAUUUGCUAGCACUAUAUUUAACCCUAUAACUUACCAAGACACCAUAAAACCUGUACAUGGGGGGUACUGUUCUUCUCGGGAGACUUCGCUGAACACAAAUAUUAGUGUUUCAAAACAGUAAAAUGUAUUACAACGAUGAUAUCGCCAGUAAAAGUGAAGUUUUUUGCAUUUUUCACGCACAAACAGCACCUACACGGACGAUAUUAUUGCUGCGAUACUUUUUACUGUUUUGAAACACAAAUAUUUGUGUUCAGCGAAGUCUCCCGAGUACAACAGUACCCCUCAUGUACAGGUUUUAUGGUGUUUUCAAAAGUUACAGCGUCAAAUAUAAGGCUUGUGUUUCAUUUUUUUCACAUUAAAAUUUGCUAGAUUGGUUACGUUGCCUUUGAGACCCUAUGGUAGCCCAAGAAUGAAAAUUACCCCUAUGAUGGCAUACCAUUUGCAAUAGUAGACAACCCAAGGUAUUGCAAACGGGGUAUGUCCAGUCUUUUUUAGUAGCCACUUAGUCACAAGCACUGGCCAUUAUGGGUGUAAAUUUCAUUCCUGGGCUACUAUACAGUCUCAAAGGCAACAUAACCUAUCUGGCGAAUUUCAAUUUCAAAUGUAACGUGCUAUAUUUGACCCUGUAACUUCCCAAAACGCCAUAAAACCUGUACAUAGGGGGUUCUGUUUUACACGUGAGACUUUGCUGAAUACAAAUAUGUGUAUUUUAUUGCAGUAAAAGCAAACAGUAUUAUGACAUUGACAGUUAAAAUGUCAUGUAGAACUAAAAAAAUAAAAAAAAUCUUAUUUUCUCCCAUUUUUUUCAUAUUAAAUUAUGUUUCAUAGCUAAAUAUUUGAUAUUAAAUGAAAGCCCUGUUUCCCCUGAAUAAAAUGAUAUAUAAUAAGGGUGGGUGCAUUUACUAUGAAAGAGGUGAAUUACGGUUGGACAUACAUGUAGCGCAAAUGCCAGGUUUUGUUUACAUUUUGUUUUGUUCACAACGUGUACAUUUGGCUCCGUCCUUAAGGGGUUAAACUGCUAGAGGACCACUUCUUGGCCCCUAUUUCUGUAAAACGUUAUAACCCGUAUUCCGUGACUGACAAGUUCUCUGCUUAGUGCGAUGCACCUGUCUUGUUAUACUUGCUCAUGCUGUAACUAGUGAAUACUGUAACAUCCCAAAAACACCAUGCUUUCCUUUGGUGCUACCAUGAAAAUGUUUGCAUAAACCAUAGUAACAUUACUGUGAUUUUAAUUUUAUUGUUCCAUGUUAAGUCUAUUCUUUCUUAAGCUCUCUUUCAGGAACAAAAAUUGCCGGAGUGAAUUUGCCGGUAAAGUUCAAAUUUUGCCCCGAAUGUAAUGCGUUAGCGAAUCUAAUCCGCAUUCAAAUUUUGGAAACUUUAUUUUCCAGAAAAGGUGCGCGUUAGAUCUGAGUAAAUACGGUAGUUUAUUUACACCAACUAAUUUCUAAACACAUUAAUUGCAUUUUAUAUAAACAUAUGUACUUGUUUUGCCAUGAAGCUGGUUUUUGUUUCUUGGUCUUUCUUCCCAUUUUCAUUCUGGGUUGUUUGGUCGACCGUUACAGUGGUUAGGUGGCCGAAAAACAUUAUUUUGCACUGGGUAGGAACGGAGCCCAUCUACCGUGCGACCGCUUGGAUCGGCUGCUAAACUCCGCCCUCAAGCCUUGUUUUAAAGCAUUAAGUUUAAAGUCUGUUCACCUGCCCUUUUAGUAAAAUACCAUUCCACCUGAUUGAAGGGGACUUGGAAUGUGAAUUUGUAGGUAUGGUGUGGUGGACAGAAGAGAUCCAGUAACUGCAGUGAUGGAAGGUAAAUGUGAAAUUACAAUGAUAUUGUUAGAAGAUACUGUUAUAAGGAAGUGAGGAGUAGAAGUAUGUCAGAGGUUACGGAGUGUUAUCAUUGUGGCUCGCUUAAAGGUACACUACAGUGUUAGGAAUACAAACCUGUAUUCCCAAUGCUAUAGUGUUCUAGUAACUAGUUAGGUGAGGCCACCCACCAUAAAAAGAUGUAUUACCUUAUAUUACCCAAUGUGCAUGUCUCGGUGCAUUCACCCUGCCUCCCCGACAGAGGUUAUCAAUUAUGCUAAUCUCAGCCAAACCAUUGCUUUGCAAUAGUGUUGGGAGGCUAGUGUGCAUGCGUGACAAAUUGCUGCUCUGUGUCAAUCAGCAUCUCCUCAUAGAGAUGCAUUCUGUGUGAAUACACUGGACAUUAGUCCUGCAAUAAUUGCAGUGCUGAUCUCCGGAAUUCCCUCUAGUGGCUAGUCACCAGAGGUGGGCUUAGUCAACAAUAUAAUCACUGCAAAUGCCCAGAAAAGGUGGCGUUUACACCGUUCAGAUUGCAUACAUUCAUAUCUUUACGUGUAGGGUAUUUUGAUUUGACUGACAUCCACUUACAAUACAUUUAUAUUUUUAUAUGGAGGGUAUUUUGGUUUGAUGCUAUAACUGAACACAAUGUUAUCUAUCCCAGUGUUAUGCAGCCAAUAUUACAAUGAAUGAUGGAGCCACAACACCAGAUUGUGCAAAGAGUUGGCAUAAAAAUUAAAACAAAAGUGUGAACCCAGCAACAUUUUUUUUUUAACCACGAGACUUCUUGUCAAAGACGCCAUUGGUGGUUGAACUAUAUUCACUUCCACACUUAGGUGGAAUAUAGAUCCUAUUUGCUUAUGUCUGGUGUUGCGGCUCCAUAAUUUGGCUGUUAUAAGGGCCAGAGAGAACUUGGGACACUGCACCCAGGAAAACUAAAUUUAUUUAAUCAAUUAAAAACAUGCAUGAACAGGAAAAAUGAAAAUCAACCAAAGUAUGUUGAGGAACCUAGUGACGUGGACCUUUUUAUUUGCCCAAACGGUGUUAGAGGUCAACCAAUUAUUUUACGCAGUUUUCAUUUCUCUGAAAUGAGCUAUGAAAUAGGUUUGAGUGCUUGAACACAUUGUCUGCCUUACAAAGAUUCUGAUCUCUCGGAGGGUAUCAAAAAAAAGCGUGACACCCUACAUUUAAGUUUGCACUCAGCAGUGCUGAUAACACAGAUGGUCAUCGGUAAGAAUGACCAAUGAAUAAACAAGAUCUGUUUAAUAGCCAAAUAUAAUGCAUGUGAAUUGUAGUGUAGUUUUAGUUUGGUUGGUUUUCUUUAUUCCUGUUGAUGUCAUUUCUAAGAUAAAUCUAAAAUUAAUUAAAACUAUUACAUUUCCUCUACUCAUCUUUCGUGUUUUCCUGAAAAUGUUCAUUACUUUGUUCAUUUUCUUACACUAAAUUAUGUUCCAGCCUUCUUUUCAGAUAUUGCCAAUUUGGAGAUUCUUACUUCCAUAUCAGUCUCAUCAUUUCUGCCUAUGUUUGGCCAGUAUUGUCUGCUGACAUUUGUAGCCAAUUAAUUUCAUCCUAGUAGAGAUUAACUAAGUAUAUCUAACGUGCAAGGGGACUGUGCCGAGACUGACCUUUUUAGAUGACGGAAUUGAGCUCUUGGCCUCCUGAACAAUUGUGGCUUAUAGGGACAGUCUAGGCACCUAAAACCAGUUCAGCUCAUUGAAGUGGUCUGGGUGCAGUGCCCCUACCUUACUUAUUCCUGCAAUGUAAAUGAUUGCAGUUUUUAAGAAACUGCAAUAAUGACACUGCAGGAUAAAGACUGCCUCUAGUGGCUGUCACUCACACACUUCCUGCUUGCUAGAUGACUUUUGGUUACCUGAUGUCCGUUAAAUCCCCAUAGGAAAGCAUUGAAGCAAUGCUUUGCUAUGGGGAGGGCCUAAUGCACUUACAGCUCUUUGGUGUUGGGUCGGCCGGAGAAGGCAAAGCACUGACCCAGUGCUGAGGGACAUCUGCGCUGGAAUCAGAUAAGGUGUUUUCUUUUUUAACUCUUGCAGCGAGGGAGGGGGGACAUGAGGGAGAAUGCAAAUACCUUUGUAUUCCUUACACUAUAGAAUCCCUUUCAAUUCAUUAAAUACAGGUUGUUCCCCAUUAUUUUACCCUUUGCCAAUUUUGGCUUCUUCACUUUUUUUUAGUUCUGUGAUUCUAGUCUCAAACCAAUUAUACUAAAUGUAACCUCUCCUCCUAUUAGUCUACCUUAUUAUGUAUUGGUCACAAUGUAAACUUCCACCAACGUAAAGUUUAAUGUUCUAGUUACUUCUGAAGGCCCUCCAAUCUACAGAACACAAACCGUUGAGACGUUUUACCAUUCAACACUCUCCUGUGCCGUUUUUCCCCUGAGAGUGACAUAUCCUCACCAAUAACAAUCGCACCCUACUAAGACUCUACACAGCCUUUAACCCCUUAAGGACCAAACUUCAGGAAUAAAAGGGAAUCGUGACAUGUCAUGUGUCUUUAAGGGGUUAAACACGAUCAUCCAGAACUUUGAUCCAUAUACUGCUGAGGUAGUGUUGGAGCUUAAUGGGCAAGUUGUCUGGUGAGAAUCUGAUCACAUUUUCUGUAAAGAAUCUAUGUACAAAAACACCUCUUCUCGGGACUGAAAGCACAGCUGUCAGUAGGGUCACAAUCUGAACAUGUCUCUGUUUCUCAAGAUAUGAAAAGGGGAACUCACAGCUAUACAGUUUGUGCUAAAUGUGCCUGAAAUAAGUCAAAGGAGCGAAGCUUUUUGAUUUAUUUAAAGCAUCACUGUCACGCUGUACUUACCUUUAUCCAGUCGCUUCCUCUUCUCUUACUUUGUCUUUCUUUUUUAAAUUUUUCAUCUAUUUCUAACUAAAUAUAAGAAAAAGUAGGCGUGUGUGUGUGUGUAUGUAUAUAUAGAAUAUAUAUGUUUGUCUGUGUGUGUAUAUGAGAUGUUCUGCUAAAUCAAAAAGAUGGGUUUAAUCAAAAUUGAUUAUUUUAUAUGAUAAUCUGGCUAACAUAAAGUUUAGAUUAAAUGCUGACAAGGAAUCCAUGCACUAUUGUUAUUAAAGGAGCCCUCCAUGCACCAUAAGAACUUCAUCUAAAUUGAAUUAUGGUGUCAGGAAGCCCCUGGGCGCACUCUUCACAGUUGACGUUAAAAUUGGCUUCGAAAGAAACGUACCUUUUCCAAGUCUGUAUUAUGAAUGGUGUGUCACUGACUGGCUGAGAGCAUCAGCUGGCUGCUCUCAGCCAAUGAGUGACUUACUCCGCCAUUCCUGAAAUCUCAGAAGCUGAAUGCCUCCUGGGGGGAGUUGAGAUCAGUGCUGGAGUCAACUUUGUGGUUAAACCGUUCGAGAACAGUUUAAUCUCUUGAGGUAAGUGUGGUCUUGGGGCCUUGUUCAUGUAAGGUUAUGUUAAUAACAUUUUAACAUUUCUUACAUUGUAUAUGUGCAUUAAACUGUUUGUAUGUUCACAUAAUCUUGCUAUAAAGUGAGAAUGGCCUAUUACUGGGAACAUGGAGAGGAGGGGGUAAAAUGAAGUAGAAUUUGUGUCGUGUGGAGGGAAAUUGGAGUACAAACACACUCCCAUCAGUCACUCUUGUUUCAAGCAAUGCAGGUGCAGUAAGUGACUGCCAAUAGCCCAGGAGUUAGACAGGAGCUUCAGAAUCAUGAAUUUGCUUGACCCCAUUAAUCAUCUGAAGAAUGACUUGGGACUGCAAACUGGUGACCUGCCUAGGCCCCCUGGGAUUUAAAGGGAUACUGUAGUGCCAGGAUUACAAAGUUGUAUUCCUGGCACUAUAGCUCCCUCUGCCAACCCCCUCCUUCACGGUAAAUGAAGGGUUAAAAAAACAAAACCCUUUUAUUUACUUUCCAUACCUCAGCACUGAUGUCCCUUCCGCGCAGGGUCGCGGUUCUGCCUCCUGUGUUCCACAAUAAGCGGGUGCUAAUGCUCAUGCGCUGCAAAUGCGUGUAUUAAACCUCCGCACAGGAAAGCAUUGAAUUAAUGCAGAGCGUGAAGACAUCCAGCAUCAUUUACAGGGCCAAAGGUCUGUUUGGAUGCUGAACACGCCUCCAAUGGCUGUCUGAUGGAGGGCAGACUCACUGCUGCAAUGUAAACAUUGCAGUUUCUCUGGAACUCCAGUGUUUUACAUUGCAGCACUAAGGGCAGUAGGGACACAGCACCCAGACCACUUAAAUGAGCUGAAAUGGUCUGGGUGUCUAUGGUUUUAAGCCUGGCCAGCAAUAAGGGUGAAUAUAAAAUUAACAUACUGUUCCCUUGUUUAAAAUAAUAAUGUUUGUGAUUACUUAUUUAGAGGAUUUUAAGCCAAGCCAUAUCCAUUUAAUACCUUUAGCCUAGCCAUGCAUAAUGGGAGUUGUAGUUCUGCUCAGGUUUGGGAUCUGCUGUUUUGACUACUCCUCUCUGCUCUACAUCUUGUCAAAAUAUCUUUUUUUUCACAAUGUGUAAGUUAUCUCUCUGUUGAUAAGGGAUAGAAACAUUGUAUCUAUGGUGUGCCUUGCAAGAACUACCCCUGUGUAAAUAUGUGCACAGUUGUUUGUUUUUGAUUUUUGAUGCCAGAAUCCUUGUGCACCAGCUUCAUAAUAAAUAGAUUUCCCAGUGGAUGUAAAUCCUGGUUUGUGUUUGCCAAGAUCACACGUGCCCUGGAGUUUGAUCUGUUUUGGCUGUGACUCCGGGCACAGGGCUCAGUUGAUUAUUUCAUAUCUAUUUCUGGGAUGUUAUGGGAAAGUAAUCCAACCUAAAUUAUCUGUGUGUGUUAAGCAGGUAUUAUGGCUUUGGUUUGCAGUUUAGAAAUUUCUAUUUAUACAUUGUCCUCACAAUUCUAUUGUUUUCCUCUCUUUUUAUAUAUGUUUAUCUCUAUAGAGUGCAGUGGAGGCUAUUGCUUGGCCUAUAAAAGCCCUUUUCUUGCCUUCUUACAUGUUUGGCAUAUUUCUCCCAAGAUCGCCUGAUUGUCACAUGUACAGCACUUCAUGCCCUCUAAUUGCUUUAUGUAAAGAAUGCCUCUUAACCUUUCAACAUUGUGCUCAAACAUUCACACACUUGGUGUUUUGGCAUCUGGUGUCUCUGUGGUUAUCAUUUACUGUUCACUAUUAGCUUUUAUUUAGCGCCAGCAUAUUUCGCUUUGCUUUACAAUUGUAGAAAGGGGAUAAUUUGCUCAAACAAGCUUUCAGUCUAUGAGUUCUGUAUUAGUUUUACAUGUGUUUUUGUAGCUGCUUCUGUUUCUUACAUUGGAAGAAGAAAGUGAGGAACGUCCGUACAAUUUCUCUACCUGUGUUACAUAGGGUUAAUGAUUGGAACUGCUGUGACAAUGGGUGUUGGUCAACUAAAAGAUUGAUGUUGGGGGCCCUUAGUGAGUAUAAUGUGAAUGAUGAGAGCUCUCUGACGCUCGCUGCGCAUGUGUAUUAGAUCCAACUCUGCACCAUGGCUUUGUGGAAGGGGGAGACCUAGCCAGUGCCAAUGGCGUCUCACCACUAAUGUGGUGGGUGGACAUCCUGCGACUCUAUAUAAUGUACAGCUUUGUAUUCCAAACGCUAUAGUGCUCUUUUAACAUUAGUCCAUAUUAGCUUGGCAAUAUUCUGAUUAAAGCUUAUGUCAAUGCUCAACAUUUCCACUAGCCAUUGGCAAGUAAAAAUUCAUCCCUGGCUAGUGUGUCAGGCUUGCCGUGGCACAAAACUUUUUGGCCUGGCUAGUAGCAUAAAACUUGAAAUUUUUUAGCCCUGCUUAUGUUAUCGAUAAAAAGCUUGUCUUGUAUAGACACACAUAUUAUUUGCAAAUUAUAAACGGAGAUAUGUGUCAAAGCUAUACAAGCACAAGCGUCACGCUUUCUAUAUCGCUAGGUUUAAAAUGUACAACUAACGGAUAGAUUUACACCUGGAUUUCCUGUUUGUUGAGCUCAUUGUUAGAGCUUUGUUUACCAUGUGUAGAGAUUGAACUGUUUGACACAGCACAUUUCCUGGUAGUUAUAUUUUGGCCAUCUCUUGUUACAGCACAAUUACACAUUGACAUCUUUGUUUAUUUUAAUGUUAAAUGAAGAAAAACUUUGUACCAGUGCGAGCUCCAUUCGUAAAUAUGUUCACUAUUUAUGUGGCAAGGGAUUGAUAACAGAGCUAUUUUUUAUUAAAAAACAUUGUUUGGUUUAGGCAAAGUCAUUAACUAUAUAUGCUUAUUUAUUUGAUUUGGGGUAUUUUUUAUUUUUAUAAAUUGGAGUAUAUAUGUGUGCAGUUUCUUUGUAGUGUGUAAAGUCAGGGCUGUAUUUGCCAUUCCCUCCUACCCCCAAACUUCUCCCCAUGCCAACACUGCUGUGGUUAUAAGUUGUGUCUUCCCCCACAACUUAGAUGACACUUCUCCUUCCUUCUUCCUCCUUACCCGGUAUACAGCAUUCUGCUCUAGUGGGUUUCUGGUUUCUCCCCUGUUGGGAGAGGGGAGGGCACAUCUUAUUUAUAACCUUGUGUUUUCUGUUUUAACGUGUAUAGAUAUAUACUAAAUUGAGCAAAUUUUAUUUAUUUAUUUUUAUUUCCAUAAUUCUUUCCAUUUUUACAAGGUGUCUUCCCAGCACUGUGUAUGGUACGGAGAAUGUGGGAAAACAGAAACUGGCCAACAGUACAAUUGUGCGUAUUCUGGGCCCCCUAAGCCACUGCCUGAGGAAGGUCACACAUUGCUACAGGUAAAUUGUUCCCUCUAUUCUUUUUAUUUUAGAACCUUGUAACUAUUCGGAGUGAGGCAGCUAUUUACACUUUUGGAAAAUUACUUCUAGUUUGCAGGGAGAAACCCUUUUUUUGUGUUUUAGUUUUUUUGGGAUUGUGAGUAUAAUUUCAUUAUGAUACAGGGAUACUAUAGUCAUCAGAACAACUACAGCUUAAAGGAACACUAUAUAGUCACCUAAAUUACUUUAGCUAAAUAAAGCAGUUUUAGUGUAUAGAUCAUUCCCCUACAAUUUCACUGCUCAAUUCACUGUCAUUUAGGAGUUAAAGGGACACCAUAGGCACUGUAUCUGCUUCAUCUCAUUAAACUGAUUAAAGUGUCUAGAGUCCUCUGGUCCCAUCAUUUCUUUCAGCAUUAAACAGUUUUUAAAGUUUUAAUGUUUUAAUGCUAAACAAGAGUCCCUGCCAAUCCAUCCCCUCUGUGCUGCUUUGGCUAAUAAGGAAGUAUUAGCCUGAGCAGCAAUGGGCAGCUGUGAUUGGCUGAGAGUGUCAGCUGACUGCUUUUAGCCUGUCAGAGUUCCAACUGACUGUAUGAAUGGGUAUGACAACAAGGAAGUGUGUAAUCUCUGCCUUAGCUACACAUACUGAAGGGGCCGGACUGUGGGUGGCCAGGGACUCUUAUUUUGGGCAUACUGCAUGAACAUGGUGCAACACUGAAUGGAGGGACAGUGCCAGGGUACUCCAGGCACUAUAACCAAUUCAAAGAGAUGAAAUGCAGUAUCCCUUUAAAUCACUUUGUUUCUGUUUAUGCAGCCCUAGCUACACCUCCCCUGGCUAUGAUUGACAGAGCCUGCAUGAAAAAAAAAAAAACUGGUUUCACUUUCAAACAGAUGUAAUUUACCUUAAAUAAUUGUUUCUCAAUCUCUAAAUUGAACUUUAAUCACAUACAGGAGGCUCUUGCAGGGUCUAGCAAGCUAUUAACAUAGCAGGGGAUAGGAAAAUCUUAAUUAAACAGAACUUGCAAUAAAGAAAGCCUAAAUAGGGUUCUCUUUACAGGAAGUGUUUAUGGAAGGCUGUGCAAGUCACAUGCAGGGAGGUGUGACUAGGGUUCAUAAACAAAGGGAUUUAACUCCUAAAUGGCAGAGGAUUGAGCAGUGAGGCUGCAGGGGCAUGUUCUAUACACCAAAACUGCUUCAUUGAGCUAAAGUUGUUCGGGUGACUAUAGUGUUCCUUUAAUGUAGUUGUUCUGAUGAGUAAAAUCAUUUCCUGUAGACGUUUUGCAGUAAACACACUUUUUUUCAGAGAAAAGGUAGUGUGUACAUUAUAGCCUAGGGAUACCUCCACUGGCCACUGCUCAGAUGGCUUAUAUAGGUGCUUCCUGGGGCAGUGCUGCUCACUGUGUUGUACUGUCAUUUAGUGUCUCUACCCUCUGCAUGGAGACACUGAACUUUCCUCAGAGAUAUGCAUUGAUUCAUGAGGAGAUGCUGAUUGACCAGAGCUUGUGUUGGCUCUGCCCCUGAUCUGCCUCUUAGGCCGUCUCAGCCAAUCCUAUGCGUUGUGUUUGGCUCAGAUCAACACUUCUGUUUGUGUCAGCCAAGCAGGCAGAUCGAAGCAGAUCCAGCAGCAGCAGACUGCAACAAAGGUAAUAUUUUGCUAUAUUUAAGGGUGCAGGGGAACUAGAUGGUGGUUUUGACGCUAUAGGGUCAGGAAUACAUGUUUGUGUUCCUGACCCUAUAGUGUUUUUUUAAUAUUUUUGCCUCUGGAAGUUAAAAUAAUACUUUCAGCUGUAAAACAGACUUGUGGCUUCUCAGCCAAUCAGCAGGAGCUGCUAACAGCAGUAAAGCAUAAAGAGAUACUAUGGGCAUCUAAACAACUUUAGCUAAAUUAAGCAGUUUUUGUAUAUAGAUUAUGCCUUUGAAGUCUCAAUUCUCUGCCAUUUAGGAGUUAAGUCGCUUUUGUUUCUGUUUAUGCAUCCUUAGCCACACCUCUCCUGGCUGUGACUGACGCAACCUGCAUUAAAACAAAAUGAUUUAAUUUUCUAUCAGACCUUUUUUAAUUUUUUUUAUAUAUUUACAUUUUUUUUAAAUUACCGUAUAUACUCAAGUAUAAGUCGACCAGAAUAUAAGCCGAGGCCCCUAAUUUUACCACAAAAAAAUGGGAAAACUUACUGACUAGAGUAUAAACCUAGGGUGGGAAAUGCAGCAGCUACUGGUAAAUUUCUAAAUAAAAAUUAGAUCCCAAUAAAAUUACAUUAAUUGAAUAUUUAUUUACUGUGUGUGUGUAUAAUGAAUGCAGUGUGUUUGUUUGUGUAGUGUGUGUGUAUAUAAUGAAUGCAGAGUGUGUGUGUGUAUAUAAUAAAUGCAGAGUGUGUGUGUAUAUAUAAUGAAUGCAGAGUGUGUGUGUGUGUGUAUAUAUAACGAAUGCAGAGUGUGUGUGUGUGUGUGUGUAUAUAUAUAAUGAAUGCAGAGUGUGUGUGUGUAUAUAUAUAAUGAAUGCAGAGUGUGUGUGUGUGUGUGUGUGUGUAUAUAUAAUGAAUGCAGUGUGUGUGUGUGUAUAUAUAUAAUGAAUGCAGUGUGUGUGUUUGUGUGUUUGUGUGUUUGUGUAGUGUGUGUAAACUGGGUGGGGGGAGGGCAUUUUUAUUAUUUUUAAUAUUUUUUUUAUUUUAAUAUUGUUAUAUAUUUUUUACAUUAUUUUAUUAUUUAUUUAUUUAUUGUCCCCCCCUCCCUGCUUAAUACCUGGCCAGGGAGGGGGGCUAUGGCAAUCCCUGGUGGUCCAGUAGAUGGGCUUUGCAGUGGGUGGGCUGGCAGGAAGCAUUUACUUACCUUUACUGCAGCUCCCCUGUUCAGCUCGCAAUGUAAGUCUUGCGGUCUGCGUUCCGCGCGGCGCUUUGCCACGGUAACCCGUGGCAAUGCUCUGACGGUCGCGGGUCUUGCAAGACUUAAGAUUGAUUAGAUUGCUCAUAAUGCAUUCAUUGCUUGGAGUAACACUUUAAAUCCUGGUAAUGGUCUAUGGAUAGUGGAUAAAAGUAUCCUUGCUUGUCAACUUAUAAACUAAAAAACAGUUGAUUGGAUUGCUAACAAAGUAUCCAUUACUUAGACCUCCAAAAGUAUCAAAGACCUAGAGACCGUGAACUAUUAAAUUGUAUCCAUAGAUACUGCAGAAUUAGCUAUCUCUUAUUGUUGCAAUAAACAUCUGAACUCCAAAAAAAACUUUUUCUUUGGGAAUUUAUGACCUAUAAUAAAGGUGUUCUUAAUCCGUAUAUAUAUUUGCAACGCCCAGAGAACUCUUUUUGGUGCUCCCGAAGCUUUUUUGCCAGGGAUCACUUUUCGUUAUAGUGUUUUGUAAUGUGAAUAAGUGCAAAAUAAUGCAUCUUGGACGUAAAAACCCAAGGGCAGAGUAUCCCCUUCAAAUUGUCUUUGUUCUGUUUCAUGUUAUUUUCCUGUUAGUUUCAUGUUCGGUAGAAGUUAUUUCAUUGGUCUCUAACAUGCAUGACCCUUCAAGACCAUUCAUGGGGAUAUUACAUGUUUAGCUGUUGUGUUGUUUCUUAUUGUUAUAACAUUUCUAUUACAGCAACUUUGUCCAUCGCUGUACUAUGGCAAUGUGAGUGUUUGCUGUGACGUUGCUCAGCUCAACACACUGAACAGCCACUUGCAGCUUCCAUUGCAGUUCCUAUCCAGGUAAGUCCUUAUCCUGAAUCAUGAAAUAUUAUCUUGAGAUAUAUUUGUAUGCUCACUUCAAACACUUAGUAUUCCAGCUAUUAUAUAUUGGAUUCACUAGAGCUGACAUUUUCUGCCAUAUCGGCCAACUUGUUGAAUGCUACUUUUUGUAUUUAUAAAAUGCGAUUCCUCAGUAUAUCUAUCUAUGUAUACUCAGCUUUGUUGUAAUGAGAGAUAUAAACUUAAAGGAAUACUAUUGGGUCAGGAACACAAACAUGUAUUCCUGACCCUAUAGUGCUAAACCCACCAUUAAUGUGGCUUAUCCCCCCUUCCCCCCCUUAAAAGCAUGCAAAACUCACCUUCUUUCCAGCGCCGUGCGGUCCAUCUGCGAGAGGAACUAAGUUGUUUAUUAAUUUAAUUAAUUAACAAAUGCAAAGUAAAACUGCUCAUAGAGAAAUUCGACCUCUUCAAAUGAAUGGCUCUGGAUUCUGAUUUUGGUUUUGAAAUACACCGACUUGUUUCCUCAUAAGCAUGGGAUUAACUAGCUUCUGUAAAUAAGUGAUUUCUAAAGUUCACUGACUUUCUUUAAACUUUCUAGCUGUUUCUUGCAACUUUGUUAUAGUGACACCAUUCUUCUGGCUUUAGCUGUGGUUCUUACUUAUGCAGCAAACCUAUCAAGUCAUCUGUCAAAGUAGACUAGUAUAUAUGUGUGUGCUUGUAUCCAAUAAAAUAUAUAGGAAUGAGGAGCUUGAAGCUAGAUGUGUUUAUAAAGAGCUGAGCAAGCUAAUGCUAGUACUUAUUGUGCCAUUAAAGAAACACCAUAGUUCUAUGAAUUGUUCCUCCUUCCAGUCCUGUGGUAAUUAUAAAGUUAAAAACACUUUAAAAUAAAAUAAAAAUAAAUAAUAACUAGAUGUGUGUGAGUGCCAGGAAGGUAUAUGGGUUGGCCUGUCAUUUGGCUGAUUAUUGAAUUUAAAGAAAAUGGUUACAUUUCUCAUUAAGAUGUAAUAGCGUAGUGCUGGUUUUGCCUUCUAGCAAGCAGAGGUGUAUAUAUAAAACUAACCUAUAUCUGUCAACUGAGCUAGGGUAAUGGAUGUUUGAAAAAAAUAGAUUUUCCUGCUCUUUGAAAAGUAAACUGCGGGGCCGGGCGGCCAUGCCAGCAGGCUGCUAGUCACAAUAGCUCCAGAGGAACUUGACUAAUAAUGGGCAAAAAAAAAAUCAAAACCAGCCUGGAACCCCCUGGGAGUAUGAGAUACCUGGUCCUGGAGUGUCCCGGGACAGCUGGAGCACCUGAGAACGGGUGGACCGAGUCUUGGUGAGAUGCUCUGGGGCUGGGGAGACUGAGGGAGUGGGGCGGAUGGCCGCUGCCUCACUCUCCGCCCCGGCACUGACUGAAAACCGCACUGAAUACCCCGGUCACGUUCACCCACCCCCUGGGCCGGUGGGGGUUAUCCCAGCACCCACCUGGCAGACAACGUCCUGGCAGAACUUUUUGGGUGACUCUGCACCGAGAGCCACCAAGCAGCCCUGAAAAAAUGGCCGACGGAGAUGCACCUAGGCUGCCGACCGAUGAAGAAGGCGUGCUGAGAGAGCUCCAGCGGCACAUGGCCCGAGCCACGACCACCCAGGGCAUUUAUAUGCACGAUGGGGCAGCAGCGGAGGCCUGCGGUUCUGCCGACUACCCACAUCGCAAGCAGACCCACCCACCAGCUGAGGACCCAGCGCCUAUCUUAACCGAGCGCGCCUCACCAGAGCUCCCUAUAAUGCACACCGCGGACCAACACGGAGGCAGUGUCCAAACGAUUACCCCAUUACAGCGGGGCCUACACCUGAUCACUGCGACCUGCAAAGCAUCAUACUCAUACCCGCGUACCAGCAGGGAAAGAAAAUCCACAGAGGUCCGCAGACACUGACCUGCAGUGGGUCCCAAGGACGUAAAGGACACAGAAGUGCUCUACGAGGACUAAUUAAAUGCCGGAAAAAAGGACACUGCUCACCAUCAUCCCUGACGCCAAAACUGACCGGUACCCCAGCUUCUUACGACAGACUGCAACUAAAGCAGGAGCUACUGGACCAGUUGCUGACAACCAAACGGACAUAUCCACCACUGGUACUAUAACUGAGGCUGCAGUUAGAGAUGGUCUUGAUGACCUAGUGUAGACAACAACCCAGCAAGUCACAACCUGCCUGGUGGUAUAUUUCCCUAUUUGAAUACUUUCCUUAAGAUAAGCUAUUGUUCCAUAUAAGCAUAAGCCUGUGUAACUGCAAUUUAUUCACUUGCCUAAUGAAACCUAGGUCUUAAGCAAACCUAUAAUGAAACGUCUUGAAACAUUAGCCUGAAUAACCAACCACCACCCUCUCCCCCCCCUCCGCUUCAAGUCUCUCUUGUAAAUAAGCUAAUCACUAGCAUUGUGCAGGGUAGCUACGUAACUACAAUGUAAAAGCGAGUUUUGUGCCUUUCUUUUAUGUGACAUGACACUGUACAACUGCAUGUAUAUCUUGGUUGGCUCUGCUAUCGUGGCACUGCGGACUGUAAUGUAUUUUCUCUGCACGAAAAAAUAAAGAAUUAAAAAAAAAAAAAAAAAAUAAAAUAAAAUGUUGCUUUCUUUUUGCAAAGUCCUGACAGUGUCAGGGAUCGGAAUAAUGAGUUAAUCAUGAUGUAAGUAAUUCAGCGUGGUGUCCCUGCUAGGAUGUUGCAGUUUUUCUUGUCUGCGCUGUACACCUUUAAUCAGGUCCUGUAAACUUCACAAAUAACUUACUGUGUGGUUCUAUAUCCUUGCAAUGUUACUUACAUGAAAUAGAUGUUAUUGGAGAUGUAAGUUAAUUUACAUAAAAUGCCUUGGGCCUAUCUUUUCAGAAACCGUUGUUAGAUUGAGAUUGUAUGUUGGUAUAUUAUUAAACCGUAACCGUGACACAGAUGUACAAGAGAGGAAAUGUAUCACUGGGUCAUAACAUAUUCUCAUAAAAACUGAAAUAAAGGAACUCGCUUAAACUCUGUCCUGGAAUAACCCGGUGAUACUCCAGAAAUCAUUUUUUAGGUGAUCAUUGCAGUUGUGAAGAAACAGCAUGUGUUUAACCCCUUCAUGGACCAUGGCAUGGCAGGACUAUUAAAAUAAGGGUGGAUUUGCCUAACCUCAGUCCAUAAAUUGGUCACUUGGUGUUGGGUUCCUUUGCAAUUUUCUCAUUCCGGUUAGGGACUCUAAUCCAUCGGCGCAUGGAACAAAAAAAUUGGUUACUGGUAACCAUGCAUUUUCUCGCUGUCUGGUGUCAUAGUCCUUUAACACCAUUAAAGGACCUUUCAAGGCAUACAAGGGUUUAUUUACGAAAGUGAAUUUCACAUUUUAAUGUCAGAAUAGUUGAACUGAAAGCAUAGCUGACAUAGAGAACAUUUGCAGUUUGGCUAUUUUGACCUUGAAUUUAAAAUUCGCUUUGAAUUUUCACUUUUGUAGAUAAACCUUAUGGCUGGAGAUAUGUUAAAAUAGACCUGUAAUUUCUCAUAGAAUCUUUAUAUUGAAUUGGAAUGACAAUGAAUUUUUAAUAAUCUUGUAGCACACGUGGCUCCAAUAUUUGCAAUGGCCAAAAUGAAAAUGCAUCUUGUCACGUGCCUAUGAUCUCUCAUUGUGUAUGCACAAGAAAGUCUGUCCAGCAGCCUCUCGGAAUAUUUCAUGGACCCCUGCUUUGUUUGCUCGUAAAUGAGGGCAACCUCCUCUGCUGGUAUUUCAGAGAGAGAUGAUGGCAGCACCAAGGGCAAAGAUGCUUAGUUGUGGUUGUGUAUAUCUCCCCAGCUUGCAUGACCCCUGGAUGGAUCUUUGCAAAAAGUAACAGAUCCACUUCACAGAAUAAAUUCUGAGUCAAUUUUCUAAAAAUGCAUCAGUUAGCAGGAACAUUACAGUGAUUUAUUUCAUUUUUAUUAUUCUUGAUCUGUAGCACUCAGUGUAACUUCCUCAUCUAAAAACAUAGUCCAGUCAAAUACUGUAUCCAUUGCUAUAUUUUGUGAUUAAAAUAAUGGCAAGGUCUGCAGGAAUGAAUGAGAUCUGCAGAGAGAUCCAAUGCUACUGCUAAGAGCUCAUUACAACCCACAAACACCCAUACCAGUGGCACACAAAAUUAAAUUCACUUAUUGAGAGGCAUGUGACAGAAAAAGGGGCAAAAGUGUUUUCAACACCCUUUGCCUUGACAGAGCUCUAAACUCCUAACCAAGUAUAAUUCAGCUGUAUAUUUGUGUAUGUAUGUGUGUGAUAUAUAUAUUAUGACACACACCUCUCAUCCUUACUCUAUGCGCAUGAGACAUAUUUGAUGGUGUUAAUAAGUCUUUUUUUUUUCCUCACCAGAUGUCCUUCAUGCUUCUUUAAUUUAAUGACCUUGUUCUGUGAGCUGACCUGCAGCCCUCGACAGUCAGAGUUUUUGAAUGUCACACAAACCUCUCCCCUCGAUGGACCUGAAAGCAUCACAGCCAUGGAGUAUUACAUCGGAAAUCGAUUUGCAAAUGGUAAGUCGUGGCGGUUUAUUUAGAACCAUUGUAAUGUCACUGACCAGUUACUAUGUGUCCCUUAUUGUUUGUAUUAAUAUCAUGUGUCAAGUGGUCUAUCUGAAUUCUUCUUCUUUAAUUAAAGUAUUAAAGUGGAUCAACAGUCAAAAUAUAUUUAUUUAAUCAUUAUUAUUAUUAUUGGCAUUUUAUAUAGCGCCAACAGAUUACAAAAAACUUACAGGAACGAUAGGUUGGAGAUGUUUAACAAUUUCCCAAGAUUUGUGUAUAAAUAACUCUGGGUACAAAAUUUCCACUAGCUAUUGUCAAGUGGAAAUAUAGACUUGUGAAGCAGAAUUUCACCCCUGGUGAUUGUAUCACAAAUCUUCACAGCUUGCAGGGGCAAGUAAUUUUUAAGGCUUGGCUAGUAGUUUAGGACUUGAAGUUUUAAGCCAUGAUAAUUUAUCUUUUGUGAAUGGCAUGCCCAAAUUAAGGCUAUUUUUGCUUAUUCCAUGCUCCGUUUUAUAAGACUAAUUCAUUGGCUUUCUGGCUGUACUUGACUCAGACAGGCUUGUCCUGUGAUUUCUUUUUCUACUCCAUUAAAACUAUAUAUCUGUAGACUCCUAGUUACCGUUGUCUCUAAACCGGCUGCUCCUUGGUUUCCGGUUUGGGGCCAGUGCCAACAAAAAGCUUUUAGAAUUGGGGGCGGCGCCUGACCGGCAAGCUGAACAGUCGCACACUGAGAGUGCUCCUGCCACACGCUACAGAAUAAGCACCAAGACCCCGAUCGAACCCUGAAACCAUGCCGGGGCACACUAUUCGAGAAGGGGGAACCCGGGCGAUCAGUCUGAUACCAGCACAGGCGACUUCAACGGCCGUAACCCUGAGGAGGCACUUUGCGGCCUAUGGGGGAUGGCGGCAGGGAAAGACGGCCGUUCUCUCCGACCCAGCACCAAGGCAGCAAUGACACCGAAUGGCAGCCUAACACCCCCCACAGUCCAGGACCGGUGGGGUUAAUCCCGGUCCACCACCUUGAAGCAACCGGGCCAGGGCAGAUGCAAACUGCACACCUGCAGGAACGACACCUAGACACACUGAACAGCACAAUGGCGGACGCCACGUGCACAGUGGAGCGCGACACAGAAGUGCCGGCCUACUCGAUCAGGCUGAAUGCUAUCUUCGAAGCCUUUUGGGCGAAGCUAGAGAGCCGAGCACAGCAAGUCAAUGAACACACUCGACCACGGAGGGAAGCACUUAAACAACCCCGCCACAAGCAAGUUACUCCUCAACCUGACAAUGCCCCAAGAUGGCGCCGCAGAGGGAAAAGCCUCCCGCUUACAAGACCCCUCACGAAAGGACAUCACACACGUCGGCGAAGAUACAAAGCGCUGCAAACCCUGCAUACACCCAGCAACCGACAGGGACGAGCAGGUCAGCCGUGAAAGGCACAUCACACUACAACACACGAGAUGCAGACAAAGCCACAGUUGAACCAACGGACCUCAGCAAAAGCUAUACUACCCCGUCCUCUACUCGCUGACCCGCGGAGGAGCGGACACGGCACUAGGUACCCGGAACUGGAGGGUCCCGAGCAUAAAGUUAGCUGGACUUUGGCAGUCAAGCUGCGGUGGCCUCCCUUUGAGAGGCAUCGGCUGAACAGCCCACUGGAACACUCACCAACCAGGCAAGGUUUGCGGUAUUCACAGCUCUGUUGCAGACUACUUACCUCUGGACUCAAUUCCCGUUACUAUUUAGACUGUUGCAUAGCUCUCAGUUGAAUGAUCUGCCAUCAAGCACAGAUCCCACUUGGGGCAGAGCAGGCAUACUGUUUCAUGCACAAAGAGAAAAAAAAACCUUUAGAAUUGCCAGAACUGCCAAGUUUGGCACCAACUUAUUCCACGUGUUAUUGGGCUACACCACCUGUGAUUUGGGUUCAGUCACCAAUUUGGGGAAAAUUAGACUUAUAAUGUGGCAGCUUUGGGGACGUCCGUUAUCCGUAGGUAGUUUUUUUACCAUUCAAGUGCCAACGAAAUUGGCAUUGUUUCAAGUAACUGUCAUUUUAAUUAUAUUAACAUCCCUGGAAUGCAAGGGUUAGUAGAGGAAUCUCAAUAAAAAGCACCUCUUCAUAAUCUAAAAUUGACUCUUUAUGUAAUUAUUAUUGAGACAGACGUUCUUGAGCCCUGGCAUUUAAUCUGAACUUUAAAUCCACUUGAUAUUCUUUUGAGUGCAUUAAUUGAACAGUGAUGUUUAAUGCCAAGGUUUGUGUUUGUUGCAUAAAAUAUAGCCAAGCUUUGAGAAUUUGUUUGCUGUGAGUACACGUGCCCACAAAGUGAUUGAGAAGAACCUCAUUCCUUCUGCCUCUUGACUUUUGUUCCAACUCUUCUCGUUCAGCCAUGUACAAUGCAUGCCAAGAUGUAGAAGCUCCAUCAAGUAAUGCCAAAGCUCUGGGUAUGAUGUGUGGAAAGGAUGUUAAGGACUGCAAUGCCACCAACUGGAUUGAGUACAUGUUUGACAAGGACAAUGAACAAAUUCCAUUUACCAUCACCCCGAUCUUCUCAGGUAGGUUAACUAGACAUUUAACAACUUCAAAGGUUUUUAUAGCUUCUGGUGAUUGGGAAUUUAAAGUAGAUUUGUUUAAUUUUGUGGAUUGUCAAAAAUGGCUGCCGGGUCUAGAUUUGUUUAGUUUUAUCCUAAUAUUCUUUUUAUUCACUUACACUUCAUUCUAGAUUUGCCGUAUCUUGAAAAGAUUCCCAUGAACAAUGCCACCAAAGGAUGCAAUGAGUCUGUGGAUGAAGUUGGUGCUCCUUGCAGUUGCCAGGACUGCACUCUUGUUUGUGGCAACACACCAAAACCCCCUCCACCACCUAUACCUUGGCUUAUUUGGGGUUUGGAUGCUAUGGCUGUCAUCAUGUGGAUCGUUUACGUGGUGUUCCUGCUUCUCUUCUCUGCAAUCGCCAUUGCCUCUUGGUGUUAUAGGUAUGUCUGUACUGUUGCUUGCCAGGAACAACCCAUAGUUAUUUUAUUCCGAAGAUUGAUUUGACCACAGUAGGUUUCAAUAGUGACCCCACGUUCCAGCUGUGCUUUGUGUUUAUGCUUUUCUUGGCGUUACAUAGUGUUUGGGGAUGUAGGCUACAGAUAUCCGUGAACACAUUGUUUGGAGUUGAGAGCUACAAGAAUGGAUUUAUGUCUCUUAUCCUUUCACUACAUUAAGUUUGAAAGUGAUAGAAUCUGGAAAAUAUAAUAAAAAUUACAAUCAAACUGUUACUUUUUUAUUUUUUAGAAGUAUUUUUAAAAAUCUUUUUAAACUGUUCUUAAGUGGAAGCAUUGCCAAGUUUUCCAGUUUGGUAAAGACCAUAGUGUACAUAAUUUUGGAUCACAGAUGUUUUUAUUAAAUUCUGAGUUUAUUUGUGAUUGUGUACUUUUGUGGCAUUUUGUAACAAUUUGCUCAUCUGUCCCUGUCUGAGAUUCAAAUUGAAACCACACUGUUCCUCUUUGUGAGUGCAGUUUUCAAGCAAUAACAGUCAUUGGUUCCCCAUAACACAUUGAAGAAUUUAGCAGUUUUUGGCACCAAAACAUAGUCCUCUUAGGACUCUGCCUUUAUUUUAAAAUGUCAAAUAUGCAACUGAUUGGUUCAUAUUUAUAUCUCACACAUACGGGUAAAUGGCAGUACACCCAAUAUAACUCCGUAUUGCAAUUGCUUAUUGCAAUAGUGGUUUAGUUACAGUGCAGUGGAAUUUCUAUUUUUAUGUGUUCAAGGAUCUAACAUAUAUAUAUAUAUAUAUAUAUAUAUAUAUAUAUAUAUAUAUAUAUAUAUAUAUAUAUAUAUAUAUAUAUAUAUAUAUAUAUAUAAUUUUUUUUUUUAAUUUUUUUUUGUUACAUACCUGAGCACAUAAAUUGUCAUUUUGGUUAUGGUGUCCUUUAUCAAUGUGGUAAAAAGCUAUUCUAUCUUUGAACAUUUUAUUGUUGGCCCUUAAAACUUGAUCACACUGACCGAUCACUAGAACACUCCAAGUACAAUAACAACCGUAGGAGUGCCCUGGUGCUCGUCCUUUAUAAGGAGUCAAACAGUUUGACAAUUCCUGAGGUCCGACUGGCAUCACUACCUUCCUCUCUGCCGCCAGAAGCUCCAUUGGGAUUUUCCAUUAGCAAUCUUGCGCUAAGCACUGCGUAGCUUCCGGCUGUAAGGAGCAGCGUCCGUGGAUACUGCGAGAGGUCAUGCUGUUUGUCUGCUUAUAUUGGGGUGGGUGGGGGUGAAAGCAUAGCCUCUUCUGGCACCAUAACCCCUACAGCUCACUGGGAAUAUAUGUUUAAGGGCAUAUUUUAAUUUGUUCUCAAGUGAUGAUUUGUGUAUGGUAUACGUGUAAUAUGAAGCAUGCGGCAAUGUAUUUUAAGAUGCAUCUGUUCGUUUUGGAUUUAGUUUGUGUAUGUCUGUGUUCAGAGAAAUAAAGGGAUGAUUUAUACACUGUAAAAUAUUUGGGGGAAGGGGGAGAGAAAAAAAUAUGGUAUACUUCACAGAACUUACCUCCCCUCCCCCCCCCCCACACACCACACCCCCCACACCUCCCACUGCUAUCAAAGUAAUUUAGCAUCCUUGGUAGCAUUCAUGCUACUGUUUGAUGACCAUUAUAAAGUAAUUCUGCAGUGUUUGUGUAAUCUCUGACCAGUGGAAUUAUGGUAAAAGCUGCUGCCUUUGGUCUGUCUUGUUUAUGUUGUAAUUUGACAUCCUUUUAAUAGUGUUUUAUUUAUUUUUUUUCUCUCCAUUUCAGGAAAAAGAACAUAGUAUCAGAAUAUGCUCCAAUUGAUAGUACAUUAGCAUACUCUGUAAACUCUACACCGAUUUCAGGUAUGUCUGACAUAUUUAAAUUGUGUAGGCUUGGACUCUACAUAUAGGUGUGUGUAUAUAUAAUCCGUAUGAGGUUGGUUACUGGCUUGCUAUGGAGGCUUGGCGUUACUUGUAAAGUACAUAUCAAAAAGGUGUGGAUGAAAACACCUUCCAGUAACCAACCUCAUGCUGAUGAUUUGCAUUAACAAUGAAACGACUGUCCAUGACUGGUUCACUGGCUUUGUUCCUCUUCCCAAGCUGUGUUUCAAAUCUGUUGUAUACAGCAGACACAGACUCCAAGGAAUCAUAGAAACAUAGAAUGUGACGGCAGUUAAGAACCAUUCGGCCCAUCAAGUCUGCCCAGUUUUCUAAAUACUUUCAUUAGUCCCUGGUCUUAUCUUAUAGUUAGGAUAGUCUUAUGCCUAUCCCACGCAUGCUUAAACUCCUUUACUGUGUUAACCUCUACCACUUCAGCUGGAAGGCUAUUCCAUGCAUCCACUACCCUCUCAGUAAAGUAAUACUUCCUGAUAUUAUUUUUUUUUCAUAAUUCCAUGUGUAAAGUGGAAUUAUGAGGCAAAAAUUUGGUUCUUUGUUGAGCUCAUUUGCACAUGCCUACCCAGAAUCCCUUGCAGUAGUGAGAGCACUGUUAAAAUGAGAUUUCUGUGGGAAAAGAAAGUCUUAUGGCUUAACUGGUAUGUGUAUUUGUGUUUAGCAAUGUAUUGUGUGUGUGUGUGUGUGUGUGUAUGUAUGUGUGUAUGUAUGUAUGUGUAUAUAUAUAUAUAUAUAUAUAUAUAUAUAUAUAUAUAUAUAUAUAUAUAUAUGUGUGUGUGUGUAUAUAUAUAUAUAUAUAUAUAUAUAUAUGUAUAUGUAUAUAUGUGUAUAUAUAUAUAUGUGUAUAUAUAUAUAUAUAUAUAUAUAUAUAUAUAUAUAUAUAUAUAUAUAUAUAUAUAUAUAUAUAUUAUGUAUAUGUGUGUGUGAAUAUUUUGUUGUAGUUGACCCAUGUCCUAAUUCAUGUUCUAAAACUUUGUAUACUUUGUAGGUCAUGAUGAGCAAUUCAUUAGCCUAUAAACCCCUUUGUUAAAAUACACACAAAAAAGGUUUACUAGAGUGUAUGGGGGGGAAUGUUAUGAGGUUUAAUAAUGGUUUUAUAAAUCUCAUUUGGAACAGAAUCUGCUGCAAUAGGUAAAUGGCUAAUUCAGAUCCUGCAGAAGGCUAGUUACAAUGUGUGAGGUUGGUUUUAGGCUAAUACAAUGGUUUUAGGCCAAAUAAAAAAAGAUGAAGACUGUAGACAAAUCCGUAAAAAAAUCUCUCUAAUUCCUUUUUGUGUUUUGUAUAUAAUAGGUGACCCAUCAUGCUGUGAUUCAGCUGGUGAAAGACUUGAGAACUGCCUGAGAAUUGCCUUUACAAAAUGGGGUUCAUUCUGUGUACGGAGACCGUUUGUUGUUAUAUUCUUCUCUUUGGUUGCCGUUGCUGCUUGUGCUUCUGGACUCCGAUUCAUAACCAUAACUACAGACCCGGUGGAACUCUGGUCCGAUCCACACAGUCAGGCUCGCCAAGAGAAAAAUUACUUUGACACCCAUUUUGGGCCAUUCUUUCGCACAGAGCAGCUGAUCAUCACUGCCCCCAACAGCUCAAUUCAUACCUAUACACCGAUCCCAUUUGGCAGGGAUGUACCAUUUGGACCACCCCUAGCCUUUGACAUUUUGUUUCAGGUAAUGGAAUGAUAUUCAUCUUACUCUGCAGAAAACUAUACUUUGUGUUUUUACAAAUUACAGAAUGUGCCACAAUGAUUAGAAUGGUUAUAAUGGAUAAGGUACCAUAUUUUGAAAACAAAAAACCCUAAUGUUUAUCUAACCAUUAUGAUCGCUUCUUUGUUACAAUAUAGAAAAUGAGCUUUUAACAAAGUGAAACUUUUGUAUGUAAUAGUAUCAACAAAAUCUACUUGGAGAGUAAGUAUAAAAUGUACCGAUGACUGACCUUUUAGCAUUUUAAAUACUUUUGUAGAUUUUGUUGAUUGUUUCGAAUACUAGUCUUUACCUCUCUGAAGAAAAUAUAUGAAUGCAAAAUUAAUAGUUACCAAAUUUCAUUAGGUAAUUCUCAUGUUAAAUCUUGUUUAAGACUCCAGUCCAUUGUGUGCCCGCUGAUCUGUGCAUUUCAAUCCUAGAUUACACUCCCAAAGCACUGGUCUACCUAUAAAUGUGUUUAUUGGCAACCGCAGUUUUUUGUAUUCUAUGUCAUAUUCUUCUUUUAAUUAAUCCGAAGAGUUUGUGGUUGGUGUGUGUUUUCUAGCACACAUUGAGGGCCUAAGGAUCACCAACACAUUGCCUUGGGUUAAUGGAUUCAUGAACAUUUGACACUGGAGAGCUUCCAAAUAGGCUUACAAGUUUGUCACUGCCAUAGUCUAUGAAAUUUGUAACGUUUGAUUCUCCUUAUCAUGUACCAGGUCCUUGAGCUACAGAACGCAAUAGAAAACAUAUCUGCGGAAUACAAUAAUGAGACCGUGAUGCUGAAAGACAUCUGCCUGACUCCUUUGGCACCGUAUAACCGCAACUGCACCAUUCUCAGUGUGCUGAAUUAUUUCCAGAACAGUUACUCUGUGUUAAACCAUUCAAUCAGUAACCUCUUCUAUGUGGUCGCAGAUUACCACACUCACUUCCUAUACUGUGUGCAGUAAGUAACCUUGUUUGUGUCUGUGCUGUAGGGAUGAUCUAAAACAACCUUUCCAGUCCCCUUCUUCAAGAAUCACCUAUACAAUAGGAGUCGAUGUUUAAAUAUUCAUGUUUCUCUACCUAGUCUGUAGUUGGAUGGCAGGUCAAGUCUUUGCUUGCUCUUCUUGGCUGAAGACUGGCCAGUCUGGAUCUAAAGAACCAGUGUAUGCAGAUCAGAGCUUAGCUGAUGGUGUAGGACUAACUCCCACUAUAAUCAAAGGGAAACUAUAUAGUGCCAGGAAAACAAACUUGAGUGUGUGUUUGUGGGGGUGAGGGGGGGAGGAGAGAGAGGGGGUGUGUGUGUGUGUGUGUUAUUAUAUUAUAAAUAUAAUUUUUUUUGUUUGUUUUUUAUUAAAAUAAUUUUUUAAAAAUAAUGAUUUUGAUAUCCCCCCUCCCUGCUUACCUUUGCCUGGGAGGGGGACAGUACAAGGCAAUCCCUGGUGGUCCAGUGAAGAAGCCCUGGCGGGGAGAGUGAAAUCUUGCCUGCAGUUCAGGCUAAAGUUCACUCUUGCGAGAUUUGGAGUGUGCCAUGGUUACCACUGCACCGCUCAGAGCUUGCGAGAGAAGAACCCAGCGAGAAAAAACAUUUAGGUAUUGCUUGCUCAGCCCUAAACGGAAGACCUCAUUAUAACAGUCAACACCAUGUCUGCCAGUUUACUUGUGUUAUGACAUCCCCCAACUAACUUUUUCAGUGGUGCUGCUGGCCGCUGUAUCACUGGAAGAGUAUUUCAUAUAGUCACAUAGCUUACCCAAACUGUGGAGGCCACCCUAGGACAGUGAUGGCAGAUCAUCAUGGGGGAAAAAAAAAUAAAAAAUUCCCAGUAAUUAGCAAACUUGAAAAUUGCCAAGGAGAUCUGAUAUCAGAAUAGCAGAGUUGAGAGAAUGUUUCCAGUUUGCAUAUUUCAGCUACAUUUUACAGUUUCGUUGUCAACCUUCCAUAAGUCACAGUUUUAAAGUGAAGAAUCCCCAUUUUUUUUCUUUAUUUUUUUUGGUUUGGGUUUUUUUUUUCUUUUUUUCAAGGUCUCCUAAAGUACUGCCAAAACUUUGCUUGAUUGCAAAGGUGAUGAUGCAAAAUAAAUCUUGUGUAUAUUUUCAGCUGUGAGACUUGGGACAGUAACAAUUUGUAACCCUGCCUCACCAAACUGUCAGACAGAAUGUUUAUUUCCAGCCGCACAAUUAUCCGUUGUUUCCCACAUUUUGUGUGCUCUCCCUCCUGUGGCUGCCCUCCAUUUAGAGUGGUUCCAAUCAUCCAUUGCUAGAAAGUUUACUUAGCACUAAAUACCUGCUUUGGGGUGGUCUAUGGAAUAAGACUAGUUAUUGCUGGCUUCCUAUUCUGUUUAACAGCAGCGAGCUGCCCAGAUCAUAAUGUAUAAUGCAGAGUGAGUCCCAUACAUUGCUGCACUCGAGACGUUCUGAUUUCAAAUCCUGUCAUGCCUUUCGUUUCAUCUCCUAUUCUGAGUCUUUCUAAUGAACAGCAGUUUGUGUGACAGUCUAGUUUGCCUGCCCUAUCUAUUGUGACAGUCUUUGCCUUGGAUAAAAUGUGUAACUGACUGUAUCCUUCUCAUGGCCAUUUCUUUCAGGUCCCCAGCCUCUCUGAAUGACACAACCAUUCUGCAUGACCCUUGCCUGGGUACAUUUGGGGGACCCAUCUUUCCAUGGCUGGUACUAGGGGGCUAUGAUGGUGAGUUGCCACACACUCCUGAUUACUGUUUUCUAUUGAAUCCUUGUUUUUCAUUUGCACUGUUCAUAUAACCUCUUCCAAUUUUUGGGAUGGCCUGUGUGAAGUGGGACCUGUGGCUUGGGUGCACAAGAUGCCUUAGCCAGCCACACAUAGAGGCCGGCCCACGUUGACACGGGAGGUUUCAGCCUUUGAUUAAGCCAUCACGUGUGCACAGAUUCACAUGUACUCAUGAUUCUUUUCUCUGUAUUACCGAAAACAGAUAUAUGGUACAGAGCAGGCAGGACCCAUGUGCUAACUCUAGACUCUCUAGAUGUAAUUUGGAGUGAUUGAUGCAGAUCUAGAUGUAGAUUGUUUUUAAAUGAAAUAUGUCUCUUUCUUAAUGCAGAAGAGAAUUAUAACAAUGCAACAGCGCUUGUGAUUACCUUUCCUGUGAACAAUUUCCACAAUGAUACAGAAAAACUAAACAAAGCAAAGGCCUGGGAACAAGAGUAAGUCAUUUUCUUUGAUGGUUAAUCGAUGUUUGGCAAUGUUGCAGUAAGAAGGGACCUUACUGACCAUGUUGCAAAAGUUCAGUAUAUUGUUCAGUAUACAUUUCAAGCAUCCCAGGCUGGAGUUCCCAUCCCCACUUACUGCAUUGGUUAAAUAAUGUUGUAGAAGUAAAAGGAAAAAACCCAUUCAGAUCUGCUGCAGGUCAGUAGUGAGCAAGAUAUGGUAUAUGUAGCAGGAUAUGGUAUAUGUAGCAGGAUAUGGUAUAUGUAGCAGGAUAUGGUAUAUGUAGCAGAAUGCAAAGCCCACAGCAGAGAUAUGAAUUUCAGUUGUCACAAGUAGCAUCAUUCAUGGUCAAAAAAACAAAACCUGCAAUAAACACAAGUUGGCUCUUUGAGUUUUUUUUUUAAUAAUUUCAUUACCACGGUAUUGCAGGUAGUGUAAAAUAUACAAUUUAAUAUGCAUUAACCCCUUCACGACUGGGUCUGUAUGUGGUACGGCACCAUCGGUUAUGUACAUCCAAUGUGAUGUAUACCCCUAAUAUCACUGCAAUCACUAUCGCCGUGACAAUAUUUAAUAAAGUGCGUUUUUGUGUCGUAAUGCGUAACUUGUGAACCGAAGGAGCUAAAUCAAAAUCUUAUCUGCCAGUGUUUAAAAACGGUAUAUGAUGUAUGGGUGCACUUAAAGGUAAACUGUUAAAUUCCGGUGUUACAAACCUAUAGCAAAGAUGCCAAUAAGGCCCCUGUCAUGAAAUGGCGGUAUUUAGGAAAAGCUCAGUCACGAAGGGGUUACUAUACAUUGGUCAAAUUGAACCUGUCUUGGCAUAACGGUAGGUCAGAUCAAAGGCCAUGAAAUUUAAUUUAUGCAUUGUGCUAGCAGAAUUGCAGGCAAUUUUAUACAUUCUAACUAAAUCUAAACUAAGUUUAGAGUAAAAGAGGAGAGCAUGAGAAUCCCCCCUUCUGUAGGUUCUCUUGCACUUCGUCACAGCAACUAGAGGGCAUUCAUUGAAGUUACUGUGAUGUUCCUCUGUGCUUGCUAGGAUAGUAUAAAUGGAGCAAUAUUGGGGAAGCACCAGUAAUGGAGGCUGGAGGAACUGGAAACCUUCUAUUAUGGUGACCGCAUCACCUAUUGCAAAUUAAAUCUGAUAAUUGCAAAUUAAAUUUAAUAUUCAUUUGCUGUGCUAUUAUAGCACUACCUCUGCUAUAAUACCCUGCAGCUACAUAUUGAGAAUUAUUUUACAACAGUUUUCUUCUCUGUAACGUCAUUAUUUGAUACAUCUUUUUUAUUUAUUUAUUAAAGGUUUUUUUUGUUUGUUUUUUAUUUGUUUCCUUUAAAUAAUGUGUGAUCUAUACAUACUGAAAUGAAAAACAAAUAAAUAAAACAUUACUUCUUUACAGAAUACCUAAAGUACUCAUUCAGUUUCUUUGGGGUUUGUUUUUUUUUCUGCAAAAAAAACCCCUAAACUACUUGGUAGUGAAUUAGUUAAUCAAGUUAAGAUUAAGAUUUCUGUUGCUUUUAAAGGACCACUAUAGGCACCCAGACCACUUCAGCUUAAUGAAGUGGUCUGGGUGCCUGGUCCAUCUAGGUUUAACCCUUUUUUCUAUAAACAUAGCCGUUUCAGAGAAACUGCUAUAUUUAUGUUAGGGUUAAUCCAGCCUCUAGUGGCUGUCUCAUUGACAGCAGCUAUAGGGUUUCCGCGUUUCUCACUGUGAAAAUCACAGUGAGAAGACGCCAGCGUCCAUAGGAAAGCAUUGUGAAUGCUUUCCUAUGGACUGGCUGAAUGCGCGCGCAUGCGCAUUCAGCCGAAGAGUAGGAGAGGAGGAGGAGAGCUCCCCGCCCGGCGCUGGAGAAAGAGGUAAGUUUAACCCCUUCCUCACCCUAGAGCCCGGCAGGAGGGAGUCCCUGAGGGUGGGGGCACCCUCAGGGCACUAUAGUGCCAGAAAAACAAGUAUGUUUUCCUGGCACUAUAGUGGUCCUUUAAGUGUUCCUGUGAACUUAAUUUAAAAGCAAUAAGUUUCAUUGAAUGACUAUUGAUUUUAGGUAAAAAUAAAAUGUUACUGUGGUUUGCAAUAUAAUGACUAUAUAGUCCCUCCCAAUGUUGACCAUAUUUUAAAUAUUAAAUACAUUUAGUAAUAACUUAAAAUGAAUAUAUUUAUUUUUGUGACUUGAAAUUCAUGUGGAUGUUGUGUUUUUAAUCAAAAUAUUUAUACACAUUUUUUCCCCCCUUUAAAGAUUUAUCCGGUUUGUGAAAAAUUAUAAUAAUUCAAAUUUAUCGAUUUCGUUCUCUGCGGAGAGGAGCAUUGAAGACGAGAUAAAUCGGGAAAGCUACAGCGAUGUUUCCAUUGUGCUAAUCAGCUAUGGCUUAAUGUUUGCUUACAUCUCCUUGGCAUUGGGAAACGUCGGCCAAUGCCGUAGUGUCCUGGUGGGUAAAAUUCUAAAUACUAUUUAUGUUAAAUUCCUUCAAACUAGGAAGAAAUUGCUGUGAAUUUAAACUCCAAUAACUAAAUGCAGGUGCCAGCUGCAUAGUUGGGAAAAUUCUCUGUUUUGUGUUUCGAUGAGAAUUUUUUGUUUAAUCACAGGAACCAAAAGUGUGUAUUUUAAACAAUAUCCAAACUCUGUCAGCACUGGGAGACUCUCUUUUGUCUCUCUCAUUCUAGUGCAGCGAUGUGCUGAGCUUACAGUUGGCUUAGCGACAAAUUCAUCCAGCUGUCACUGAGAUCUGCCAACUGCCUGUAAAGAUAUUGCUAUACAUUUACAGGGGAAAAAUAGUGUUUUGAUCAUUUACAUUCACAUAAAAUAUUAAAGGGUUACUCCAACCACCAUGACCACUUCUGCUUUUAGAAAAUAAGGAACCGGAUGCCACAUUUGUUUCCAAAAUGGAUAACGUAGAAGUGUUGGUACUUAUAGUGCUUCUUUAAAGUGAUGUUGCUCUUUUGCUUCAGUUAGGCAUUGCAAUUUCAUUGAUACAGUUUUCUAUCUAAACUGAUAACAAAUAUAUAGAUUUGAACAACUGUCUACUGAGUCCUGUCUUCCUGUGCAGUAAAUUGAUUUACUCCCUAAACUUAGGCCCAGAAUGCACAAAAAUGCAAGGCAGCCUCAGUUCCAAGUACCGUUAAAAUCGCUUUCUUUCCAUUAAAAUCAAUGCAGCACAAAACGGCAACGUAUAGAAAUAAAGCUAGAUACCACCAUGUGAAAAGCAGGGAAUGCUGUUAAACGGAAAUGGAAUCCUCCUUUCAUUCUGGAGCUUGCGUGUUCAUGCGCAGUCUGUUUUCUACAUUGUGUGUAUAUUCUCUCGUGUAGACCUCAAUAUUGUUUACAGUUGUGCAUAAUCAUUUUGGAUAUUGUUCCUUUAUACCUAUCCUUGGUUAAAUUUUUCUGUCCAUUAGUUUGCAAUAUUCCCUGUGUCUGUAUCAUUUUAUUAAUUGUUCGUGUUUUUAUUAUGUUAAUGUCCUGUUCUCUUACCCACAGGUGGACUGCAAGGUGUCUCUGGGUAUUGCGGGCAUUCUGAUUGUGCUCAGUUCUGUAGCGUCCUCCUUGGGAAUCUUCAGCUACGCCGGCAUUCCGCUCACGCUCAUUGUUAUCGAGGUUAUACCAUUUUUAGUUCUUGCCGUAGGAGUGGACAACAUCUAUAUCAUCGUACAAACUUUGCAGGUGAAUUUUUAUGCCGAUCAGAUACAUUUUAAUGCUUGUGUUGAAUAUGUCUACCUUGUUUUAAGUUAACUCAUUAUCAGACUGUACACUCAGUGGGCAAUGAGGCAUCUUCACACUUUUUAUCUUUAAUAUUGAUGUUCUACUCUUGCUUAUCUGAUGGCUAACUUCUCAUGAACGCUCACUGUGUCCUGUAGGUUCUUGCAAGCAACGUUCUUCUCAUUCUUUAUUUGUAAAUUCGGCAAUUGUGUGUCUCUGUGUCUAUCAGCCACUAAUGGUGAUAUUUAUAGAUGUUAGUAUUUAAUAUAAUAUCGGGAUGCAGCACUGCAUGCAAUGGUGAUGCUUUAUCUGUACAGGAGAAAGGAAAUGGCAAUACAAUUGCACCAAAUCAAACACUCUCCUGUUGACUUAUCCAAGUUUCUACAUGUUUUAACACGCGUGUGUUUAUGGCUUUGUACAGAGAGAUGAACGCCAGCAGGGGGAAACCCUUGAUCAGCAGAUUGGCAGAGUCCUGGGGUCUGUUGCUCCCAGCAUAUUCCUAUCAGCUUUCUCAGAAACUGUUGCCUUUUUCCUAGGUGAGCAAUAGUAUUAUAUGUUUUAUUAUCCUUUAGGUAAGUCUAGAAAGGUUACAUUAAGAGAAGAACUUUUCUUACUUUAAUAUCUUGUGCCUGAUAUUCCUGAAAGUUUGCCAGUAUAUGGAUUUAAUCCGUAAACCACGUACUUUGGAGAAUAGGCUACGUCACUGCAAAAUUUAGGCCAACAGUCAAAUUAUAUGAAUUCUUCUUCUAAAUUAAGUCCUUUGUCAAUCUUCCACAAUUUCUGUUUCAGUGAUUAAUCACCACUGUCUGUCAUACGUCUUGCUGAACUGUCAUGGCACCAUGCAUAACUCACUAUUGUAGAACGCCCACAUACACGGGAUUCACAUCUAAUGGAAACAUAGAAUAUACAUGAAGAAUCAAAGAAGGCCAUGCACUUGGUAUAUUAACAAGCUGUGAUAUGAAGUACCUAGAGUGGUGACUAGUAAAUUAAAAGAACCAACACCCACCUUAAAUUUAUUAUAAUCAUGUGUUAAACUACAGUGUAUUGAUAGUCUGAAUGAACCACUACUUUCAUGUCUCUGCAUUGACACUGUAUAUUGCAUCUCUAUUUCAGGAGCACUGUCUACUAUGCCAGCAGUGCGCACAUUUUCCCUUUUUGCCGGAAUGGCUGUGUUCCUGGAUUUCCUCCUUCAGAUCACCUGCUUUGUGAGCCUCCUCGGUUUGGACAUCAGACGCCAAGAGGUGCUUGGUUAUUCUAUGCUUGGAUUUGGUUAGGGAUUCUUUAACUCCAAAGCAUGUUUGAUAACCGCAGUUACUGGAUGGAAAUUAGAAAGUGUUUAGUUUUUCCCGCAGAAGGCAUUCAAAUCAAUAUUGCAUAGAAUUAUAAAGAAUUUUGCUGAUCUUUUGAAGACAGAUUUUCUAUGAUAUUUUCACCUAAAAUAUAGAAUAUAGCCAUGUUUUCUAAUAUCUGAGUUAAUGACGCAAAAAAAGUCCUUAUUCUGUAUUUGGUGGGUCCUCAUUGGUUUGAACAGGUUCAUUAUGUUCAUCCAUUACCAGACAAUUGCCCGCAAUAUAUUGUUGACGGCUAUGUCUUCCUCCAGGCAAGGCAUAGUCUGGUGAAGGAAUAUUUUCCGUUUACACUAUAAGAAAAUAAUUUUACAGUAGGUGAUGUGUUGCUAAAUUAACACUUGAAACACGUUUAAGAAUAAGAACCACUGGCUUAUAGAAACCAGACCUUAAUUGCAUGGGGAACACCAUUAAAGUAUCUCCUUUGGCCACAUAUGGUCCAUGCCAUGGCAGAACAUAUUCAAAUACACAUGCCUGUUUUAUCUGGAACAUUCUAAUUGGUUAUAGAAAAAACUAGAUAGUUUGGGUAGAAUUUUUUGAGACAGCGUUAAAUUGAAUGCGGUCUACAAGAUUUAUCAUGUGUAAAAUAAUUUUAAAUAGGAAAUAAAAAAAAACAAUUCCUUAUCUCUAACAUUAACAAACUGUUGUAUGAAGGACUAAAACAUUAAAGGUGUAUUACUUUCUUAAAUGCUUAACAGAUGGUAAGGAGUGAUACUUUUCUAGCUAUAAACUGUUCAUUAAUCCCAAUAUCAAUUAUAAAACCUACAGAUUCAAAAUAAGGAGUGAGAAUGCUUCUCUGUUUGCAAUACCCUUGAAAAAUGGAACAAGAAAAUAGUUUUUUGCAACUUAAAAAAGAUCUUGGGUCAAAUUUGGUACAAAAGCCUCAUGUCUUAAAGAACCUAGAGGCAGGAGUCUUUUUUUGGAGAAUUCUUUUUGCUAGGUCGGGGAAGGCCAAUUACAAAUAGGAUAGUUGUUUAUUCUUUUAAGUCAAUAUAAUUAAUUUAUUUAUUUAAUCUGUGUACUCGUUUAACAAAUAGAAAAACCGAUUGGAUAUCCUUUGCUGUGUCCCAGGAUGUAAACGCGAUCGUGGGGCUAAAAAAUCUGAAAGCUGGGUGUUCCUGUUUUUCAAAAAACUUUUCUCUCCGCUGUUAAUGAAGGACUGGGUACGACCGAUUGUGGUAAGUUAUGUCCGCAAGGUACAUUUGCCAAGAUUCUGAGCCAAUCUGUCUUGACUAUUUUAUUUUUAUUUUAUUUUUUAAAAUUUAAUUUACUAUAAAACUAUUUUUUCAAAGGGGGGGUGGGUGUAACCUUAUAAUAAAACCGUUCUGACAAUAUCAUAGUAGUAUAACAUCAGUCAUAAAACAAUGUGAUACAAAGGAAGAUCUUCAGGCACUCGGUGUUCAAACAGCAAGCAGUUUUACUGGAUCAAAAUUAGUGACAGAGCAAUGUUCCAACCUUAUACAAGGUGUUUGUCAAGUUCGACACAGACCUUGUAUAAGGUUGAAACAUAACUUUGUCAAUAUUUUUGAUCCAAUAAAACUGUUGCUGUUUGAACACUGCGAGUUCAUGAAGAUCUUCCUUUGAACUGUUAUGUUAUUCUGGAUUUGCUGGUCCUACUUCAGCUAAGCACGUGGUGGUCAUCUGGAAUUGAGUGCGGUUUCCUUGGUCCUCUUUGGUAAUAUAAAACCAUAUGAAAAGAAUUGUAAGAAAAAAAAUAACAAUAAGAAACAAAACAAAGGACAGUAUGUUUGCUUUGACUUGCCUUUAGGUUUAGGCUUUGUCUAUCCCAUUGUUUGCCAAGUGUGUCUUUAUGCACCCCUGAAAUUUAAGGGUUAUCCAAUUCUGCUUCAAUGGGAUUUUUGAGAUAGAUUUGGCCAUCAGUGAUUAAUGGGUUGUUCUAUAUUAUACAACCAAGGCUAUGACCAUCCAGGCUGCUCAAUACUUCUGGCUAUGUGAAUAGAGUAUACCCCCUUAGGGUCGGUCAUUGAGAAGGUUUGGGGGAUUUUUUUUCUCGGGAAAAAAAUCUGUCUUUUGAUGAAGUGCAACUUUCACAGUAUUCUAGAGCAUCUGUUGAUCUGCUCUAGAGCUGGAUGAUUAGUCCAAUAUUUGGAUAAUUUCUUUACAUUUAUCAUGUAUUAAAAUUCACAAUUUAUUACUCCUAAUGUAUCGAAUACAAGAUACCUCUCUAAGUAGAUGUCUCUCCUGCACUAAGCCCCUUGUUAGAAACAUAGAAACAUAGAAUGUGACGGCAGAUAAGAACCAUUCGGCCCAUCUAGUCUGCCCAAUUUUCUAAAUACUGUUGUGAUGAUGCUUCAACCAUUUCCAUAUAUAAUAUUGGUAAGAACAUAUAACACACAGACAGUACAGCUGUACAUUGACAGCCUUGGACGCUGAUUACAUUUGAGCUGUUCAUAGUUGAGUGGCUCCAAUUCAUGUCUAUGGUAAAACUGAAAUAGAUGUUGCAGGGAUUGUAAAGUUGCACAUUAAGUGCAAUUUCUCUGACAAAAUAAAAGUAAAGGUGGGAAGAAUAUGUCCUAAUUUUACUAAUUUAUCAACAUGCAAUUCCAAUCUCUUUCCUGGAAACUAUAUAGUUUACGUGACGUGUAUACGUUGUGAGCACUUUAAAACGCUCUCCUAUUUACGGCCAAAUUACUGUUUUUGAACAUCAAUCCUUUAGAUUGGUUUUAAACUCUGUACUAUGCCAUGACUAUGCUUAGCACUACAAACUUCCCAAGCUUGUCUGUCACUCCUCUAAAGCUAUUAAACGCCACAAAUUGAAUAUUUUUAAUUCUCAUGCAGCAUAAUUUCACAUAUGUUUUUUGUUGUUUAUUUAUAUUUUCCCUUUCUUCGUACUGGCUCAAGAUUCGUGCUCCAAAACAUAGGUGUAAGGGAAGUUUCCUGUGAUCAUUUGCUAAUGUAUGUAUUCUGUUAGAGCUGUGCAGCUCAUUGCAGCAUCUGACUUUCUUCCAGAUAUCUGUGUUUGUGGGAAUCCUAUCAUUCAGUAUUGCUGUGACGAAUAAAGUAGAGAUCGGUUUGGAUCAAGCUCUGUCAAUGCCUGAUGUAAGUUAUCUCUGUAAUGAGCACUCGCUGAAUUCUGAGAAGCUUUUUGGAAUUCUGAGUCUUUUUUUAAGAAGCAGACGAACAUAGUAAUUUCUAUGGAUUUACUUCCUCAAAAUAUCAUCACGAUUACAAUCUUGCCAUCCAUCACACACUAUAUUGCUUUCUUUCUGGAAAAUAAAUUGGGGACGUUACACAUAGAGUCCACAGUUACACACAUAUCUUCUUCUUGAAUCGCAUGAAGUUUUAUAUAAUACAGCAAAUGUCUUAUGCUUAUAUAUUGUUACUGUAACACACGGUAAGCAUUCUCCAACUCCCAUGUGUUUUCUUUCCCCUCCAGGACUCCUACAUGUUGACAUACUUUCACUCUCUCAAUAAGUUCCUGCACACCGGCCCUCCUAUGUACUUUGUGGUCGAGGAAGGACAUGACUACACUUCUAAAGAAGGACAGGACAUGGUGUGUGGGGGCUCAGGAUGCAAUAACAAUUCAAUGGUGCAGCAGAUCUACAAUGCAGCACAGAUAAGUAACUAGUGAGUAGUUUGCAAGCACGUAGACAAAGCUGUGUUUGUUUAGUUACCUUUCUGUAUAUGUGACUCUAUGAUGCCGAGUGGUACUUGCGACUCCUGUCUUAUAUUUCCACCAAUACAUUGCAAAUAACUUGUAAUGCCAACCUUUUUUCUUCUUUUAGCACCAGGAUCGGGUAUUCACCAUCCUCUUGGCUUGAUGACUACUUUGAUUGGGUAAAGCCUCAGUCUUCCUGCUGCCGAGUCUAUAAUGAGACCGAGAAGUUCUGCAAUGCUUCAAGUAAUUACUUCUGUGUUUGGGAGCAUCAGCCACAAUGUGUCUGGAAAUAUUUGUGUCCUUAACAACGUUUCUGAUAAACUGCAUUGAUUACAUUGCAGGACUUAGACUGCCUCCAGUGGCUGUCAGUCAGACUGCCUCCAGUGGCUGUCAGUCAGACUGCCUCCAGUGGCUGUCAGUCAGACUGCCUCCAGUGGCUGUCAGUCAGACUGCCUCCAGUGGCUGUCAGUCAGACUGCCUCCAGUGGCUGUCAGUCAGACUGCCUCCAGUGGCUGUCAGUCAGACUGCCUCCAGUGGCUGUCAGUCAGACUGCCUCCAGUGGCUGUCAGUCAGACUGCCUCCAGUGGCUGUCAGUCAGACUGCCUCCAGUGGCUGUCAGUCAGACCGCCACUUGAGACAUUAAGCUGAAGUGUUCUGGGUGCCUAGAGUGGUCCUUUAAUUUGGAAAAAUUGAACGUGGUGGUAAACUUGACACAACAUGGCCAUAUGGUGAAACUGAAUAAUAAAUUGUUUGCUAAUAUAGGUGAUUGUAAGUAGUUUUAUAAAAUGUUUAAUCUUUUUAGUAUGUGUGUUGUUUCCUUAAUCUGUAUUUUAAAUCAACUGCAGUCACAUUUUGUUUAUUUAGUAGAAAUGCUUGUGUGUCAGAUUUGAAGCGAUGUAAGCAGCAUAUAACAAAACAGGAGCCUUUUAUUGAAGGACCAGCUCUUCCUCUCCUGUAGAGAGCUUUUGCAGAGCCCCAGCCUUCUCUCCCUGACAGUUACCCUUUUGCAUGCAUUACUUGUGUUGUCUCUCUGGUCAAUCCCUAAAGGCAUGUUAUUUAUUUAUUUUUCGUGUGCAUAUACGGAUGAGUGAUAAAAACUUUCUUCUAAUACCAUGCACUGCUUCAUUUAGUAUAAUGUUUAUUUUGUUUCUUGUAAUCCAAAUGUUAUUCUUGCUUUGAUUUUUGUACCUUUGUAGAGUAACCUGGGGGUAAGGAUUGUACCUUUAGCCACAGAGAGAUAAUUUAGCAAAUUACCUGAUUUUUCUUCUGUUUUUUCCAUCUUCUGUAGUUGUUGAUCCAGCCUGUGUACGUUGCCGCCCUUAUACUCAAGAAGGAAAGCGGAAGCCGGUCGGGGAAGAGUUUAUGAAAUUCCUUCCUAUGUUCCUGUCUGAUAACCCUAACCCCAAAUGUGGGAAAGGGUAAGUGUGUUACAACUGUUUGGCAGCUAGGGUUUGCAUUCCAAACUCAGACCUGGUUAUUCACUAAAAGGCAAAUUCAUUUCAGUUCUGGCCAAAUGCAUUGUUUUUAAGCGAUAUCAAUAAGAACAUCAUCUUAACUUGAUCUAAAGUUAUUGGAAAUAGGAUGUGCCCGUUUGUUCGUGCACACAUCUCUGCAGUUCUCUGCAUAGACUUCCAUUCUGACCUGAUGUCUUGUAGGAUACUAUAGCAUAAACAUUCCAUGUUCUUUUGAACUUCAGUGAUACUAGUGUCAUUUCCUGCCCCUGACAUUAUCUCCUGUUACUUUCAGUGGCCAUGCCGCAUACAGCACUGCAGUUGACCUCUUGAACAAUAACACCCAAGUCGGGGCCACCUACUUCAUGACUUACCACACCAUUCUGAAAACCUCUGCAGAUUUCAUUGAUGCCUUGAGGAAAGCUCGUGUCAUGGCGAAAAACAUCACUGAUAACAUGGACAUACCUGGGAAGAAUUAUCACGUAUUUGCUUACAGGUAUAUGAUCAACAAGGACUGGUUAUUUAGCGAGUGUGGUAAAACAUGGCAUAGGUUACUAUGCUUUGUACCAAAAGGUGCUUGAGAAUCUCUUGGGAAAAGGGGGAUGAUGUCCCUGCACUUCUACUGCAAGUUCAUGUGGCUGCAUUUAACUUCCUAGGUGUCUAUAUUAUAAGUAAAACUGCUUUGUUUGCAUGGAGAUUCCUCCAGGGAUAAAUUGUUUGUAUUGUGUUGUCUUUCUUUAUAUAUAGAAACCAUGCACAGUUGAUUUAAAAAUCAAACAAACAAGGUUUGUGAUGCAAUAAGUCAUUUAUGUCUCCAUUUCUUGCAGUAUAUUCUACGUAUUUUAUGAGCAGUAUUUAACCAUCGUGAAUGAUACCAUCUUCAACCUGUGUGUAUCUCUGGCUGCCAUAUUCUUUGUGGCUGUAAUAUUGCUGGGCUUCGAGCUCUGGUCAGCAUUUCUGAUGAGCCUUACAAUCGCCAUGAUUCUUGUCAAUAUGUUCGGAGUCAUGUGGCUUUGGGACAUCAGCUUGAAUGCAGUAUCACUUGUCAAUUUGGUUAUGGUGAGUUUAUCUAUGAUCUAUCAUGUAUAUAUUAUAUCUAUCUAGCUACGGUACUUAUCUCUGAAAUGAACCAUUUUGACAAUGAAUACGCAGAUUGUACCGUGCACUAUGAAUGAAUGCUCCUGUUUUCACCCCCAUGCAGUGCUGCGGUAUUUCUGUGGAAUUUUGCAGUCAUAUAACCAGAGCGUUCUCCGUCAGCACAAAGGGCAGCCGUGUUCAGCGAGCGCAGGAUGCUUUAGCCCAUAUGGGCAGUUCGGUAAGUGUGUUCCAGCAUCCUAUGCCUGUCUAGUUUUAAUUGGAUGUGAUCCUCAAAUGCGGUUUGUUACGUAAAGUUUUAAGACUAUUUGAUGGCAUCCAGAUAAAUCCGCUUCAAGAUGUAAUUAAGAUCACUGGAGUUAUUCAAUAAACUUUGAUUAGGGUACAAUGAAAAUUGCUAAUCUUUAGGCCUCAAAGAUGAAUUUGACAUGUUUUUUAAUGUAAUUUUUUUCCCUAUUAGAAUGAUUUGAAUUUAUACAUUUUGAAGAUAGUUGUAAUUGUUCAAAUAAAUAUUAGAUUAUUAUGUUUGAUACAAAGGACUCAGUCACACGUAUACGCUUAUAUAACUUCAAGGAACAUUCCCUCUGUUUCCAUGGUGACUGCUCACGUUUUUGCGCUACAUUUCCCCAUAAAAAUAUUUACUCUUGUGCCCAUAUCUUUCACAUAACCUGUCUUGAGGGACCAUACUAUAAACUGCGUUUUAAGCCAAUGUAUAUUUUAGGUUCCAUUUCCCAUAUUGUAGCUUUGUGUAAGGUUUUGUUACUAUUGGUCUUUUCAGCACCAAGACCCAUCAGAGAAUAGUAAUGCAGGGUGUGUACAGAUACAAUUGCUUAACUGUGUUGUCUUCUUCCCCCUCCAGGUUUACAGUGGAAUCACACUGACCAAGUUUGUUGGCAUUGGUGUGUUGGCUUUCUCGAAGUCUCAGAUAUUUAAAGUGUUCUACUUCAGAAUGUAUCUAUCGAUGGUGCUGCUGGGGGCUGCUCAUGGCUUAAUAUUUCUACCUGUUCUUCUAAGUUACUUAGGUGAGUGCAGGGAGGGUGAUAAGGACAAUACGUAGCCAUGGUGCACUGUACCAGCACCCAGUGAAAGGAGACGAGCCUUUUACUUGCAUACACAGUACUCCUGCCCAAAUAAACAAUACUUUCAUUUAUCUGCUUUCUUGUGUUAGCAAUACUUACAUAGAAGUCCUGGAUAAAAAUGGGAUAAAUGAUCUAUGUCAAAAAAAAUCCGAGCACAUCAAUUCUAUUAAUUUUUCAUUGAAAUAAGUUUCCAAUCUUUAUGAAAAACCCCUGUAUACAGAAGGCUGAAUAUUGAAUGGACAGGAGCUCAAAAUGGGUAAUAUAGAUUAAAAUAAUCAGCUGGGAGUAGAAUAUAUUAGGUCCUCUAACACGGUCAGAUUUUCCAUUCUACUGUGAACAGGGAAUACACAUACUAAAACCCCUGCUAUAGCAUUUUGCAUUAUUUGAUAGUGACAAACUGGCUGCCGGGUCCUGUGUCUUUACAUUACAUCACCUAUAACUUUGAAUGCUUAGUGUCAAUUUCCUUAAAACACCUACAGAAUGCAGAGCUGCGAAGUAAAGGUUAUUUUGCAUAGGGCAUAGACUAUGUAUUUAACCUGUGUUAAGACAAACUUCAAAGUCUAUCACAGACUCUGCAUGGAAAGAUAGACAUUGGGACAAAUGGCCUUUAUCCUAACUUACUGCAGUUAAUCUGGGCCAUUGGCAGUUUCUCUAUAAACGGCAAGUGUUUUUUGUUACACAGGACCCAUUCCCUCAGUACAUUAAAACACCUAUAUUUUUAUUCUCCAGCCUGACACAGAUUGAACGCUCCAUCAUAUGAUUUAGAUUUUGUUUGUUAAUGAAAGUUCAAUAUUCACACCUUCUCUAGAUUGUUUUACUUGUAUUGGUAAGCAGGGAUCAGGUUCUAUGCAGGCUAGAAUAGCACUUUGUGAUAAUGUUUAGAGUAUGCUGACAUCUAGUAAAUUGAUCAGAUUCUUUACAAAUACGCAUGUACUAAGCUAAUUUAUAUUUUUACAUCUAAAAUAGGUUCUAAACUUUUUUUUUUUUUUUUUUUAUAGCGAACAUCUCUAGUCUUACCUUGCCAUUUAUACUUAACUUUGAAAUAACAUUAUUAGAAUUUAUGAUUACUAUUGGGUAGAGAGCAGUGUUUUUCUUAAAUUAAUUCUGUAAUGAACAUGUGCCAAUUUCCUUUAUAGUAAGUCAGCUGGGUAUCAUUUCACAAAUAAGUGUUACCUAGCUUCCCACUGAAACAAUUUACUCCUAUCCCUGAACUACAAUCCUUAUUCAUUUCAAGAGUGCAUUCUAGGUAAGGAGUGAUAAAGGGUCAGAGAAGACAAAGUGGAUAGAAUUUAUUUUAUAAAAUAUUAACUCUUAUGGCUGCAGAUUGAAUGUCAAAAUAGUAAAAUGUGACCAAACUUGAUCAUUUCUGGUGCAUGUAGAAUUGAAAUGGCAUUCUGAGCUAGAGUUGACCUAUUGUAAUGUAUUGUCUAGCUUAGAUCUAUCAAACUUUAAACCUGUCAGUUGAAACAGUGUCUUUGCGGUUGUAUGGAUCAAAGUCUGUAUGGCACCUGCUGUAUACUUACCUCCUCAGCGAUUGCGAACUGAAAUAAAAAUAUUAGGAAUUAUCCGGAAGAGUAAAUGGAAAUCUAUAGAAAUGUAGUGUAAACUACACCACCUAGUGAAGUGCUAAUACAAAUAUAAGUGAUAGAGGGGUUCACUUACCAACAAUUUUGUGUUGUCUUAAAUUCAGGAAUAUGCUUUUAAACAUACAAUGAAGGGGAAAAAAAGAGAUAAACAUAUAGUGUAGAUGGUUUUGGUGAAACAAACCACUCACAUGUUCUGGAAAUCUAAUUACAGCAGAAAUAGAAUGCAGGAGGGCAGUUAUAGCAAAAGUGGAGAUAUAUAUUUUUUUUUUAUAUUUUAGUAGAAGGGUAAAAAUUGUUAGUUUGGGAAACUGAGUGUGGAGGUUAGUAGGGAAGGAAUGAAAGUGAACAUAUAUUGAGAAGGUGUAAUUUUAAACUCAAAAUAACCAAUCUGGAAAGAUUCACUAGGCAAAUCAUGCUUUCAGUUUGAGUCUGGCCUUAAAGCAACACUCUGUUAGAAUGUAUUCCUAACAGUAUAGUGUUCCUCUGCACCACCCAGUAAAUAAAGGGUUUAAAGAAAAAAAACUAACCCUUUCACUUACCUGAACUCCGCUAUAUAGAUUGCUUUUCACCUCCUCCGACAUUACAGCACUUCGGGAACCUAAUGCAUAAUGAGCACAUUAGGCCUUCCUCAUAGGAAAGCACUAACUCAAUGCUUUCCUAUGGGGAUUUUCAAGAUGCUGGACAAAGCAAGAGGACGUCCAGCAUAGUUUCAGUGUUAAACUCUUGAAUCUAGGAAGCCCUUCUAAUGGCCGUCUGGGAGACAGCCACUAGCUGCAAUGCUUAACACUGCUACCCGAUCUAGGAUUUGCAGCUCAUGUAAGGAGCUCUGUCCAAUUUAGGAAAUAUCCGAAAACCUUUCAGCUAAUCGCAGGACUUCUGCACAUAAUGGAGUAAUGCAUAUUCUGUCUACAAUUUAACAAGUUACAUCUAGAUUUGUGGGUCAUGGUAACUGUGCCUCCUCUUGAUUCCUCAUAUUUUGCAGUCUCCCUUUCACAGACUGAUCAAUGAUGCUAUAGAUGUGUGCACGCAUGUGUAAAUGCAAACCCUAAACGGUCCAUUGUCUGCAUGAGUAGUUACUUUAUUCAAAUGAGACUUGCAUUGCAUUAUUGAAACCCCAUAAAAGUAAUGUAUUUUUCCAGUUAAAUCUUUGUGUAUACCAGGGGUGCUCAAAAGGUAGAUCCCAAGGUGUUGUAAAACUACAACUCCUAUGAUGCUUUUAGAAUGACAAAGCUGUAGUUUUAAAACAUCUAGGGAUCUACCUUUUGGGCACCUAUGGUGUAUACCAUCUAUAAAUACUACCUACAAUGCAAUAUUCUUCUUUGCAAAACAGGUGCAUAAAGUUCAUGUAAUCUAUGCAUUUUCAAGAAGUUUGUCUUGGAGCUUGUCUCCAUUUAUGAAGGGACAAUUUAAUUCUGCAUACUUGGGUGGGCUGCUUUCUGGUCCAGUUUGUAAAUUAAAUGUUUUUUUUUUAUAUUCUUGCAGGACCGAAAGUAAAUAAAGCCAAGGCUCAAGCUGCAUUGGAAAGACUGCGAGGCACAGAACAAGAGAGACUUUUAAACCACUAACUUAACUUCCUGCAUCACCCAUGACCCAAACGCUUGAGGACGACGUGUAAGAGCUGGGAGAGGUGCUGCACAAAAAAAAUGAACUAUACUGGCGCAGCCAUUCAUCUCAGGAAUACUUGAUUCCAUGAAGCAGUGUUAGGGAUUUAAAAAGAAGUGGCUAUUUUUGGGGUUUGUACAUAGAAGUUACAUUUUGUUAAGAAUGGGGCAGGUUACAUUGUUCCAUGCCAUGUUUAAUUUAUGGGGAGGUUUGUUUUAUAAAUGCAAGAAUCAGUGCAAGUUUUCCAGCUGCUUUAUUCCAGAAAAUGAUUAUUCAUCAGAUGUAUAUUUUAGUAAUUAGUUUGAUAACAAAACAACAUUUUUGUAAAGAAACACAUUUUUGUAAUAGUAGCCGAAGCUGCAUGAAAUUUAUUAGUGUAAUAAAUACUUUAUACAGUUUUUUUUUUACGCCGGGCCAGAUUAGGUCAUAAAGCAGGAAGUUUCAGCAGUGCCUGCUCUCCAAAAGUCUUUUUGAAGGAAGCCACGUGUUCCUCACAGUGUUCACCUGUAGGAGAAGAAUGAUCCACAAUGGAGUACACAGCUGCUAACAAACAUGCAUGGCCAAUGUACAGUGUUUUAAUGAAAUGAUUACAUAUGCUCACCUAUGGUGGUUUUAUUCACUCAACUGCAACUUGAAUUGCACAAUUUAGACCAAACUAGCAGAGCUGUAACCAUUAUUUCUCUUGAGUCACAGCUUGGCUAAUUUAGCCUGAAUAUUGCAACUAGGUUUCUAGUUAUAAUGCCCUCAAUUUACCUUCUUCCACAAGUUUUAAAGGGAUGUCAAGAUUGGACUGUAUUGUUCAUUGGAAUAAAAUAUUAAUUAAUGUCCUGUUUUUGUUUUCACCAUGGGAAAUAUUGGUCAGGCAUGUUCAUCUCAAUAGAAAAUGAGGGUUAUUCAAUAAAUAGAUUUGUGACUUGCAAAUUUCAGACCACAUUAAUAAACUUGGGUAGUUAUUUGGGUUUAAACAUAACUGUGUUUCCACCAUCUCCAAUAAAUGUAAUGUUAAUUUUAUCAAGUCCCAAUAUGGUUCCUGUAUCAGAUCUACCAUAAACCUUUUGAGAAAACUGAUGCAUACAACAGAACCCAGGGUUUCAUAAAUUAGGAUUUAUCCACAUUCUUUAUACCUGGGGUAAAGUUAGGGUUUCCACGCAGACGCUGGUUGCGUUGUUCAAAGAAACGGAAGACUGUAUAGAACAGUGUAUCAUCAUUUGCCUGCUUAGCAGCAUCAAGGAACUUGCGUGCCGACGCAUUGUCAUGUCCUCCAAUGCCCCGUAUAAACCUCAUAGCAGCCAGGACUUGGUGUUUGGACAAGAGAACCUCUAUGAUCUCAUCAUUGGCCGUGGAGAGCCUCUGCGAA